Messenger RNA from Podarcis lilfordi (Lilford's wall lizard), 68877 nucleotides. NCBI's taxonomy places the organism in Eukaryota, Metazoa, Chordata, Lepidosauria, Squamata, Lacertidae. The record is from the annotation of a GenBank genome assembly.
CCGAGGCGGGGGAAGCCUCUCCCGGGGCUUUGCGCCCUUAGCAAGAUGCUCCUGCUCGGCGCUCAGGAGCCGCCUCAGAAGGACCCUCUCAGCUCCGGAUAGCGAGCGGCGUCGGCCGUGCCCAAGCAACCGGGAGCAGGAGAGGCGGGUGCCGCCGGGCUUGUUUCCCUGCCUCCUUCCACCCGCUUCGGGGCGGCGACUGACUGAGGCUGGGCUCCGCUACCCUAGCAGCCGGUGCAGCGCCGAAACCCGGCUGGGUGGCGGCUCGCCUGAGGCGCACGGAUGUCGGUGUCCAGGUGCGGCGGUGGCGGCGGCAGUGGCGCUCGACCCGCGCGCUCUGUGCAAGGCCGGGACUGGAGAGGUAAGAGCGCAGCGCGCGCUCGUGUGGCGCGUGUCUGCCUGCGAGUGCGGGGGGGGGGACACGGCGCGCGUGGAAAGUACAAGCGCCCUGGGGAGCGGGGCAAGGCGGCUUUCACGUACGCGGCCGCCGCAGCUGAGGGCGCAGGGGCUGCUGGAAUCCCGCCUCUUCCAGCCUGCCUGGGAGCGUGUGGAUUGUCCUCCUGGCCCGGGGCUAUUUUUAUGACUUGCUGCAAGCGAGGAGAGGGGCUUGUUUGCAGCCUGCCUUGCUUGGCCUCGCCCAAAGGAAGCUGGAAGGACCGGGGGGGUCGCGGGGGGCUCAACAUAUCGCUCGUCUUCCCGCCGGGGCGAGCUGCGACUCUGCGACCUGGCUGCUUGAAGGACGGCUGCCUUGUGCUGGGGGAACUUGGCCUCCCACCCCCGCCCCACAAGAGCGCUCCUUUGGGGAAGGUGGCGCGGCACCCCGCUUUCCAGAGCGGACUCCCUCGCCAUAGAUAUUCCUCCCGUGGCAAUGACAACCCGGAGGCUUCCUAGUGCUCCAUCCCGGGGCGCCAGUCCCAUGUUAUGAAGCGUGUGGAGCGUGGCGUCCUCCGCCCCUCCUCCCCCUGCUGCUCUUAUUUCUGUUGGCCCCCCGCCCCUCCUUGUGUUUACCAUGCGCUGCCCGGGGCGGGCUGGGCUGGGCUAGGCUAGGCUAGGCUGCUGCUGCUGCUGCUGCUGUUUCUGUUGCCGACAGGAACUGCUCCUGACCUCCAAAUCCACUCUCAUCUUUUCCUUCCCUCCAAACACACUACCAUUCAGGAAGUGGUUAAUUUAUUGAAAACAUUGGAUGGACUGUAAGCUAGAUCUUCUCAACUAGAUCAUGGUAUCGUUAUGGAGGCUUAGUGGCAAGGGAGUGGCACUCCACACGCGCUCAGAGGCAAAGACACAACAUCUCUUUGUUGUGCUUUGAACACUUUUAAAGUAGAAAAGCAGCUAAUGAGCACUACAUGGCUAUAGUUCCUAUUUUAAACUCUGCAGACAUGUUUCAUGGCUUCAGAGAGAUGGCUGCAAAAAUUGGAAGGAGGUCAGGCCUCUGCUGCUUUAGGGAUGCUGGGCUUUGCAUCCUUUUGAGCUUAUGGUGGCUGUCUGAAAAAGCUAACUAAAUGUCUCUCAACCAUUAGUUAUCUUUUUUGACUGCAUUGUUUUGGGCUGUCAAUUUGGUGAGGUAGACAUCUCUCUCUCACCUUUCCAUUUUCUGUUCAGUUCUCUGCUAGCAGUGCUAGUAUUGGGUGUGAUUGAUACAAAUAUUGUAUAUAACAGUGACUAGUUCCUGUCAGGCGCUUCAAGGGAGUAAACAGCCCUGAGGACUGUGAAACAAUGAUGUUGUGCUUGUCCAGCAAACUAAGGAAAUACAGUUAUAAGCAAGAUUUGUUAUUAGUUGCCAUGAUCCCUUUUGGUAGAGAUGAGUUUGCAUGCAUUUUUGUGUCAUGGGUUGAAUGUGCCUCCAGUACCAACUCUAAAUGCAGGUCCCUCAGCCUGAGUUAGUUCCCUGCCUGGUAGCAGCAUGGCUCAUUGAUGGACCAAGAAUAGAGUCAGUGCAUUUCCGGUGUAGAAAUAAAAGGCUAAGAAAGGAAGUUGGGAGUUGGGAGAUGCUUCCAUGUAAACGUUUCCUAAUACGCUGAACUCUGGUCACUCCUGUGUGGAAAGGGAUGUAAUUACAGCACUUAAGUUGUAACGUUUCCCAAUGCUAUAUGCAUGUGAAUUGCUUUGCAUUGUUCUAGAAAGCAAUGAUUGGUUGUAGCUUCUCAGUGUGUAUGCACACAAUGAAUUAUCAACAUGUGCACAGAAUUAGUAUAUUAUUUAAGUUAUGCAUGAGUUGCACACUGUUAUCUGCACACGUGGCUUCGAUGUAGGAAAUCAACAAUAAUGUGAAAUGGUCCUUCUGUGCAAAUAGAUUCAUUCUGAUCUAUUCCCCUGUUAUAUUUUUUGAAACAUCUGUGAAUUUCAGGAGCAUUCUCAUUAAUAAUAGAACUAAGAUUUGGGACAAAUGGACAAAUUGACACACCAGUGUGAAAUAAUUUUGUUCAACUGUAUAGAGAAGAGUGAUCUAUGGCAAUUGCCUCUUAGUUUCUGGUUCACUGUUCACUGUUUAGUAUUUACAAUGGACAGCUUACACAGUGGAUCCCUGAGUUCCAUAGGUUGGUUUACACCACAAUCCUAUCCUAUGCUGUGUGCUCAGAAAAAGAGAUUAACAGCACAAUUCGGUGAACCCCUACUCCGAAGUUUCAAAGUCCAAUUUUGGUCAAUGGGUCUUCCUCUCGGGUUACUGUGUAUAGGACUGCAGGUGUGUACACACUUACUUGGGUGUAGGUCCCACUUUGAAUAGAAGUGCAUAGCAUUGUGCUAUCAAUCUCCUUCCCUUCUCCUAUACCUGUCAACAUACAGAGAAUUCUCCCAGUGUACAAUUCAGAGUCAAAACAAAGUAGACGUCACAUAUGAUGUUAUUUACUAGGUUCUUUCUUGGUCAGAAUAUAGGGUUCUGUCCUGUGGAGUACAGAACAAUAUUAUUAUUACUUGAAAGCGCAAAUCAAGAUUAAGUUAGGGCCAUAGAUUGCAGCGAGAGAAGGUAAUUAGUUUAAAAUACGUUUUUAGGUCUUUCAGUUCCUAUGUAAUUAUUGAGAAAGAGUGCAGCCUUUGAUUGAGUUGGAAGACAGAGUGCAUCAGAAGGUCAUCCUCUCUAGUUCAAGGCUUAAGAUAGAGGAAAGAGUGGGCUGUGGCCGGAGCAGUGUUAGAAACUCAGAUAUAUAAACAGAUCGCCAAGUGGCACCUUAAACCUAGGCUAUGGUUGCCACAACAGAAUGUCUAGGCACCAUUUCCCCCCUCCCCCUGGAGAUGAAGUUUGUUAUUAUUAUUCAUUUCAUUUCUAUGCUGCUUUAUAUUUUAAAGAAAAACUCUUUACAAUACAUUAAAACGUCAAAUAAAAGAAUCCAGAAUAAAACAAAUUCAAGUGUCAAGGAAAAUAUUUCAGCUCCUUCUGUAAGUGACAGUUUGCUUUCCCCAUAUUUAUUUACCUGCUUUGUUUAUGUAGCUGCCCCAUAGCAGAAGUACUCUAGGAAGCUGGUGUGGUAUAGUGGUUAGAGCAGGGGUCGCCAAGGUUUACCUCGUCUGGGCCGGUUCACUCCCACAGAGAUCACUCUGUGGGCCAGAUCGCAUCUGCGCAGACGCGAUUUCCGGUGCCAUGGAAGUGAGUCCCUGCUCCGCGCUGUGCCGGUUUAGUGCAGUGUGCGGGGGCACGCCAAGCAGGUGGCUCAGUUCGUGGGUGGCUCGUCGGCCGUUCAAAUGACCCCCGUAUGGGCUGCAGGUUGCUGACCCCUUGGUUAGAGUGUUCGACUAGGACCUGGGAGAUCAGGGUUCAAAAAUCCCCACUCAGUCAUGAAGCCCACUGGGUGAACUUGGGCCAGUCAUAGCCUCUUUACCUAUCUCACAGGGUCAUUGUAGGGAUUAACUGAGGAGGGGGUGAACCAUGUACACCUUGGAGAAAAAGGUGGGACAUAAAUGCAAUAAAAAAGCUCUUCUGCUAACCUACUUAAGGAAACUGAAGGGGCCAUAGUGAUAGCCACAGUUAUGAGAGAUCUCUCGCCCCAGCCCACUGUUUAUUGCUAUUUUGGAAGGCAGUCUACACCUGCUUAAUGAUGAGGCUUGUUUCCUGUGGACAACUCUGUUUUGGCUGUAUAGUUUUUCAGUUACUUCAGAAGCAGGAAUUAUUUAUGGAUCUAUUCGGUUUUGAAUUAUGUAGUGCCUUCAGUAAUGGCGGCGCUUCCCCCUGGCCAGAAUUCCUAACCAAGGCUUGUAGCUGGAUAAGAAUAUUUCGUCUUAAUCGUCAUAUUUAGUCUUAAACAGUGGUUCUAAUGCAUCCUUUAGGUUUGGUUAAGUGGGGGAUCCAUUGCAGAGAAAGAUUGGGCUGUGUGUGUGUGAUAUCAUAAUUUCAUGGCCUGUUCCUGAUCUCAUAAGCACAAUUAAGGCCUUUUUUUUUUUUUACAACUGCGCUGGCUGUUAGUGUACCUGUUAAAAAUGGUCUAAAGCAGGGUGGUGCAACUUUUCAUUCCAAGUGGGCUGCAAUAGUACUUGUUGAGGACCAUGUCAUAUCCUGUCAAUAGUCCAUGCUGUUGGUAGGCAAAGGAGGGGGGCUGUGGUGGUGGAGACCCACUCACCAGCAGAAUCUAGUGGAAAUAAGCCUCCACUACUCCUAACUCUACCAUCACCUGCACAGAUAAGGGGUUAAGAUUGCCCUCAUGCCUCCUUCCCAAAGCCCAGCACCUCGCUUACUCAGCUUUGGGAAGGCAGGGUGAGGACGGGGGUUGUCAAAUGUUGCUGACAGCCACCAAAACACCUAGGGCCUUGUGUUGGACCACCCUGGUCUAAGGUAUAAACUAAUUUUUUAAUCAUGCCUGGGGGCGGGAGAAGAGUAGGGGCAACAGAGGGGCAACACCCUGCCCUGAAUGAACACAGACUAGAGCUUUCCUGAAUGGAUAAUUUCAACCAGUUUGGCACCAAGAGGACAUGGACUCUCAUGUUGUAAUGCCUGCCGGCUGAUGAAACAAUGGAAGAGUAAAUAGCACGAGACAAGAUCGGCAGGUGACCAACCAAGACAUGUGUGUUAACCACACUCUGCAUCUCUAUUCAGAUUUAAUCAAAACUGAGAUUAAAUAACUCCUGUUAUUUAAUGUUAUUUAUCUCCCAGCAUCAUAUCCCCCCCCCCCGCAUCCCUUCUCCAACUGAAUGCACUUAAGAGCCUAUCUGCAACCAGGAGGAAUCCUGAUUGCUAAGUGAGUAAAAGUCAGAGGUGGAGUUGGCAGAGGUACGAAUCUAAGCUAAGCUAGUGUUAUGCCUAUUAUGUGUCAUCUGGAAAGACUGUAAGCAGCAUUCAUGCCCAUGAUGUGUAAAAUAAUUCUCAUUCCAUCUAGUUAACCAUCCUUUCCCCCUUCAACUUUAUAACUGCAUCAGGUGCCUCCUUCUCCAUUUAAAAUUGCCAGAAGAAUGGAGAAUGAAGUACUUAUUCAUCCAGCGACGUAGCGUGAGUUGUCAGCACCCGGGGCAAGGCAAGUAAUUUGCGCCCCCUAACCUGCCGCCGCUGCCAGCUUCUUCUUGCUGCUGCCUGGUCUGGUCUGGUGUGGUUCUCUCUCGCGCUCAGCGCUGCGCUGGGUGGCCGCUGCACUGUCCCUCCCCCAGAUAGUCCCUCGCUCUCUCUCCGCACCGCACGCCUGGCACCCACCCCCUCCACAGUGGGCGGCGACCCAGCGGCUCGGAUCGGAUUCGCACAGCCAGCACUGCAGUGAGAGAGAGUGAGUGAGCCAGGUAGGGGCAGAGAGCUGCAAGUGCGAGCGCGCCCCCCCCAGAUGUUGUGCCCGGUGCGGCCGGCCCCCCCUGCACCCCCCACGCUACACCACUGUAUUCAUCAUACUGCGCAGUUUCAUAAACUGAGAAAAAUAGUCUUUCAAAGUGAACAUAUGUUAACAGUGCACUAAACUUUCUUCUUUUUAAAGAAUUCUAAUUCUCUUUUUCAGAGUCUAAUCCCAGCAAUUUCUCCCUCUGAACUGAACUAGCACUUUGCUGUAAAAGGUAAAGGGACCCCUGACCAUUAGGUCCAGUCGUGACCGACUCUGGGGUUGCGGUGCUCAUAUCACUUUAUUGGCCGAGGGAGCCAGCGUACAGCUUCCGGGUCAUGUGGCCAGCAUGACUAAGCUGCUUUUGGCGAACCAGAGCAGCGCACGGAAAUGCCGUUUACCUUCCCGCUGGAACGGUACCUAUUUAUCUACUUGCACUUUGAUGUGCUUUCGAACUGCUAGGUUGGCAGGAGCUGGGACCGAGCAACGGGAGCUCACCCCGUCGCAGGGAUUCGAACUGCUGACCUUCCAAUCGGCAAGUCCUAGGCUCUGUGGUUUAACCCACAGCGUGAGCUUAUACCCUAUAAACCUUGGCUUGUCUACUUCUGUUUAUUGAAAGAUAUAAGGGACAGCACCAAUAUAAUGAUGUUUUGUCAUUAAACUUAACAAAGUUUUGCUGCACACAACAUAACAAAUGUUUAUGGAGCUUGUUUAACAACCUUUGCUUUAACUACAGUUACUUUUCUGUUUCAUGUGAAAUACCAUCAACUCAUAUAAUAGUGAAUUGAUUGUUAUCUCCCUGUGUUAAAGGAGAACCACGAGAACUAUGAGAUUCAUAGAUUAUGUAGUGUUGGCAGUAACGGGACAUAAUUCUAUUUAUUUAUUUAUUUAAAGGAUUUAUGUACUGUCCUUCAAUGAAGCUUCCAGCAUGUUUUACAAAGUCAAAGUAAAAUGCACAAACUACUAAAACCUCUGUAGUUUGUCCUUCCUUUUGCCCUAGCAACCAGGAUGCAUCUUUCCUGUGGGGGGUUCUUCUGAAAUUAGGUACCCUCUAGAACAGUGUUUCCCAAUUAGCUAAGUACUGCAGACCCCUUUUUUUUUGAAAGCCAAGCCAUGGACCCCCUAGUUUUGAAAAUGUUGAUAUCUCUAUAGUAGUUUUUGUUAUGUGAAUGGUGCCACCAUACCUUCUAACAUAUCCUAGUGCAAAACCGGGACAUGUGCCUUCCAGGCUACACACUUGCAUGCGUUAUGUGAGAGGAUGCCCUCCCAAAGGAAUGUCAUGGACAGUUGACAGAUAUGUGCCAUGCAUCCCCUGGGUAGAUUACACAGACUCCCAUGGGUCUGUGGACCACCAGUUGGGAACCACUGCCCUAGAAGACAUUUUCUGCAAAUGCUGUUGCACAAAAAGUGUGGCGAAUGUUAAAGAAUCCCCUUCCCAAAUGGUAAAUGAAAAAUAUGAAAACUUUGCAAAGAGGCUUAGGUAUGCCUCCUGCUGUGCAGAGGAUGUAAGUGUUAAGAAUUCACUGUAUAGUUAACCUACAGUACGAUGGAAUGCAUGUCUAUUCAGUAGUAUCCCUCUUGGUAUUAAUGGCACUUAUUCCCACGUAAGCAGAUACAGGUUGGCAGCCUAAGCUUUGGAUUAGGGUUGGCAUUGUGGAAAACAGGUUUGUUGUGCCUUUAACAGCUGUAUCUCCACCAUCAGAACAAGCAGGACAUAGUUGACUUCUCAUGAUAAACAUGAGGCUGUCCAAGACGUGAGUGGGUUGGUGGGUGGUAGCAAUAGCUGUACUCGCUCUAAUUUUGUUUUAUGCCAUGCCCCUUAUGGCAGUCAUUUUGUGUUUGGUGCCCACAGAACUCUCUCACAUUUUGAAAUGUGCUCAAUAGUCCAGAAUAUUUGGUGAACUCUGCAUUAGUGUAUAGAACCAUUAAUAAAACAUCUCUCUAGUUAUUUUAAUAUGGCUAACAUGACUUCAACAGGAGUGAAAAUAAUUCUAAAAAUCAUUUUCUCUGGUAUUAAGUUAAAAAUAGUUUGGCAGUUGCUUCACUGUUAAUGUGAAAACCCAUGCUCUAAGGGGAAAAAGUGGUCAUGACCUUUUUCAGUUCCAUGGCUGGAGUUCCUUGGAAAGGAAUAUCACAUUAGCAUGGCAAUGUGUCAUAACAAAAAAAGAUCAGUCUUGUCUUCUGAAUUAAAUAUUUCUCUUUUCUCUUGACAUUGUUUUUUUUGUUUGAAUAAUUUUAUUGAUUUUUUAAAGAGUUUUAUUUUUUUAACAAAGAUUUAAACAUCCAGUUCAAGAAUACAUUCAGUAAAAAAGAAGAAAAACACACAUAAUUAUUUUGCAGUUGUUUUCACUAUAUAUCCAUGACCCAUUCUCCAACAUCAACCUAGGCUGAUGAAUGUUUAGCAUAUUUUAUAAGAAAGAAGUGUCAUUGUGACACCUGCCUUGUGUGCUUGUUUUCACUAAAAACAAAAACUGAGAACUCUAAUGUAUCAUUGCUUUUGAUGGGACAUAUUUCCCCCCUGUGAUCAGUGGGACUUACGCUGCAGGCGUGUACAAGCCUUGGACUAAGCUGCACUGAAAUUGGUGACACUUUUUCUUGAGUAGCUAUGUAUAGGUUUCUACUGUUGGGCCUAAUUCUCACCUAGGGGGUAAAUUUGUGCCUAGACUCUACCACUUGAAAGAAAGCCCAAGAGAGGGAAUGCUAUUAACUCUGAGAAGGAACGGCAGAAUUCACCCAUGUAUCAGGCACUUCUGAUCUCUUAACUAGCUUUUAUCUUGCUUAUUUGACAGAUUUAUAGACUUCAUGGCAAAAAGGCAUCAAUGAAGUAUAGAGAGUAAAAACAGAAUAAAACACAAAAAUGCAAACUCUUAAUAACAAUAAAAUCAAUUCAGUAAACUCAAAAAUCAGUGGAAACAUUUCAUGAAAUAUAAAUCUGAUUUUCCAUAAAUGAUGGGGUUAGCACCGCAGAGAAAGCCUUCCUAAACAAAACUGUGUUCAGUAGAGGCAUAGACAUCAUUGUGCUAGGUGUCAGUCUGAUCUCAGCUGGUAAUUGAUUCCAGAGAGUUAGAGCUGCAACACUAAAAGCCUGGUUUCUAGUACAGGCAAAAUACACCUCUUGUGCACCACUUGAAAUGUGGUUCUGUUACAUUUGCACUGGGCUUAACUUGGGAAAGGUCCAGCAUUGUGGAUCAUCAGCAGUGAGGCUCAUAUUCUGCUUCCAUUCUCUAAUACCUAAUUAAAAGUCAUCAGAUUUUACAAGAUGAAUGAGAAUGCUCCAGGAGCUCCAAUAAUGCUUUGUUUCCUGCAAGACAUAACUGUAGGGAAAUAACACUUGAAACAUUCUUUCCCAAAGAAACAACAUUUUUUGUUUGUGGAAAAUAACAAAUACUUAUGUGUCUUUUUGAUCUCUCAGCUACAAACUAGUUAGGUGAGGAAAUGCCAAAAUACAAAAGUGUCUUAACUUGGUAAAAGAACAGAUGGUAUACCUUUGAAGAAGAAUAUGGCACUUCUGUUCACCUGCUUAAACUUCCCGUAAGCCAGUAUAACCUUUCUCUAAAAUACAUUACUGUACCCUUCAGCUGUGAUACUGUAAUAAGAAUGCCGAGUUUGCCCUUUUAAGCUGUAAUAAAAAUGUUCUCCGGUAUUACAGAUAAUUGAAAUGGAAGAAUAUACUGUCUCCUUCCCAAAUAAAUUUUUAUUGGAUAAAACAAAGGAAAUCUGAGGAAUGCUGCUGUUUUGGGUUAAUGUGAUUUUUAAAGGUGAAAAGGAAACUGUGGCUUGAGCUGAACUCCUGACGUGCAUGUUCACAAACUAGUCAAAGGUCUGCCAAAGUGUGAGAGGACAUGUGGUUCCUUGUACAGAAGACUUCUUUUAAAUGUUUGUCUUUUCAAUCCAAAUAGCCGUGCCUUGCCCCAAAGCAAGAGAAGCAUCUCAACAUUAUGCAUUAACCUGAAUAUAGAAGCCCCUGGUUUUAGCAUAUGAUUCUGGAAUUGCCUUUGAAACAGAUACAAGAUUUGGGCUAUAGUCUAAUGCACACUUAGCUAAGUAACAUGAAAAGGAUGGGUUUGUGAAGGUGUUAUUUGCCAUUUUGUUCCUAUCUUAUUUUACAUUUCAUCAGCUAAUACUGCUGUAAAAAGAAGGCACAAUGUAGAAGUAUAAUAAUAAUGUAAAUGGCAGGAAAUGGGACAUUUUUGUAAUCAGAUUUGAAAUGAAUAUGUACUUUUAAGGAGAGGGAUGCCAUGAAAUUGCAUUUUGGUUAUUGCUGACCAGCAGAGUGGGGGGGAAAAACACAUUAAAAAGUAGUCAUUUUUUAAAAGAACCAAUUUUGAUUAAAAAAAAAAAUCAGUUAUGUUAACUGUCACUUAAAAAUAACCUGGACUGAAAGAGGUAUCUGAAUGUAAUAAACAGAGGAAGGCUACCAUUCUGAGCGGCUCAAAGUGCUGCAUAUGGUGCUCUGUCUAUGGGGUAGCAAUGGAUGUAGCUCUUAACUUUGUAUGGUAGCCUACAUUCGAGCCACACAAAAGUCACACCUCUCUCCAUCCCUUCAAGCCAGAGAGGCAUUAUUGCAGGUCAAGGAUGCAUUCCAGCUAGACAAAAACCCCAGAGAAAGGCGCAGAGCAAGACUAGUGUAGCCUGGUGAGGGAGCGUGGCCUAGCGGGUGUCCAGAGGGAUAGUCAGAGAGGUUUAGAGGGAUGCGUUGCAUUCCUCACCCCUAUCAGCCAAAUGGCUCAGAUAUUUAGCUUCCAUGUCAUGAGGAAACAAUGUUAUGCUGAGGGCCUUCCAGCCUUUGCAUCUAGCAAAUAUUUGGCACUUUUUCUUCUAGUGUAUGAUAUUGCUUAGCAUCACAAGACUCAAGUACUGUUGAAAGAACUCUUUAGGACCAGUUAAGACAUGAUGGCUUAACUAUGGUUAGGCCAAUGUGAACAUGCAGAGGGGCCAUGUGUCUUUCUCUUCCGUAGGCACUUACUCACUUCAGGCUUUAUGAUAACCAGAGUAAUCUGUGAUACGCGAGUUGGGCAAACUAUAGUUGCUGCUAACCUUUGUUUGUUUUCAAACCAAAAUUCUCCAUGGCUAAGGUUACUUUAAUGUAUGGUGUGGAUGUCACCUUAGUAGACCUGAUUGAGUGGCUCUGCUUCCCAUCUAUCCCUAAAGGAAUUGGUUGUUAAUUUAAGGAAUACAGUGGUACCUUGGUUUCCAACCAUUUUGGAUUACAACCACGUUAAACCCAGAAGUGGGUGUUCCUUUUUUUUGGAUUACAACCAAUUUUUUUCUGAGGCCCCAUUGGCGAAAGCGCGCCUUGGUUUACAACCUGUUUUGGUUUACAACCGGACCUCUGGAAUGGAUUAUAGUUGUAAACCAAGGUACCACUGUAUAUCUAAUGCUAUGAGUCCAGUCACAGAGGGUAUUGUAAAUGGAAGAGAGAGGUAGGUGAUUUUUACAAAUUCAGCUUUCUUGCUACAGUCCCCUGUGUGUGUGUGUGUGUGUGUGCACGCGCGCGCGCACACACACACACACACACACACUCUCUCGGCAUCACAGAGUUGGGGGAACAUCUAGAACAGUGUGAGAGGUGGUGCAAAAACUGGAUCCAAGAGCCUUCCAUUGAUGUAAGAACAGCAUCUGGUACAAUCCAUUUUUAUUGACCCUCACCCAGGUACUACUUAGCAUGCAUGCUUGUUCAGGAAUGGAUGAAUGAAAAAACUUGAUACAGUACUGAUAAUCAGUUCUCUUUGCAUGAAAAAACCACCGCAACACUGCAUGUGGUUUCCUCUUUUAAAAAGACCUCUAGUGAAUCCUAGAAGUUUCCUGCAAGGGUGAACCUGAAAAAUGUGUGUAGAUAGGUUUAGCAUGGCUUUUGUGUAUAUAUCAUGUUGAGAAUAUUAAUUAUUGUGAAAUUUUCUCAAAGGAAUUCAAAAAUUUGGAGAUUGCAAAUUGCCAUUGCAUAAUACAAUCCAUAUACAUAUUUGGGCUGAGGCUCUCAUAUUUUUGGGUAUAGCAAAAUUAUGUUUGGACAUUGUUACAAGUAACAGCGUAAGUGGAAACAAACAUCACUAAAACCUUAAAACUGUUUAGAAUUUACAGUACCGUAACUAAUAUUUAUAGGAAGUUGCCAAUCUUCAAAGGAAAGUGCUUGUGUCUGUCGGUGAUGUGUAUCAGACCGUCUCAGAAUUAGGGUUGAAUCAGCUCAGUAAUUAGGCACUCCCAUGUUGCCAAGUUGUAGAAAAAUAGGAGAUAAAAACUUAAGCAGGACAGCCUGCAGUUAUCUGUAUGGGUGAGUGAGCUGCAACAAAUUUAUUUGUUUAUGAAGGAGUGACUGAGCUAUUCAUUCACAAAUAUGGUGUGACUUUAGACUUGACAGCUCAAAGCAGACAUUUAUAGAACAGUCCAUAGAAAUGCAAAAGAUCAUAUGGUCAGAUCCAGACAUGUAGAGAAGGUACAUGUCUGCUGUGUAUUUAAUGGAGGUGAAAUGAUAUAAUUAACCAGUAGGAUUUAUGUACCACUUAAUCCUCACAACUUCUAUGUGGUUUACAUUAAAAUGACCAAUAAAAUCAUAUGAGUAGUAGCCUAACUACUUAAGAAUGGCACUGUGGUCUAAACCACUGAGCCUCUUGGGCUUGUCGAUCAGAAGGUCGGUGGUUCGAAUCCCUGUGAUGGGGUGAGCUCCCAUUGGUCUGUCCCAGCUCCUGCCAACCUAGCAGUUCGAAAGCACGCCAAAAAGUGCAAGUAGAUAAACAGGUACCGCUCCGGCAUGAAGGUAAAUGGCAUUUCCAUGUGCUGCCCUGGUUUUGGUGUUCCGUUGCGCCAGAAGCGGCUUAGUCAUGCUGGCUACAUGAACUGGAAAAACUGUCUGCGGACAAACGCCGGCUCCCUUGGCCUGUAAAGCAAGAUGAGAGCUGCAACCCCAGAGUUGUCUGUGACUGGACUUAACUGUCAGGGGUCCUUUACCUUUUACCUUUGGUAGCCUAACAUUUUUCAAAAUAAAAUCAGCUAUUUUAAAAAUACAGUAUAACAUUAUACAGUGGUACCUCAGGUUACAUACGCUUCAGGUUACAGACUCCGCUAACCCAGAAAUAGUGCUUCAGGUUAAGAACUUUGCUUCAGGAUGAGAACAGAAAUCGUGCUCCGGUGGCGCGGCAGCAGCAGGAGGCCCCAUUAGCUAAAGUGGUGCUUCAGGUUAAGAACAGUUUCAGGUUAAGUACGGACCUCCGGAACGAAUUAAGUACUUAACCCGAUAUACCACUGUAAAGUAAAAUCACACAUUAAAAUACAUGCCAGAUUUACAUGCCUGGAUCAGUUUGCUGAAUUGUAUAUCUUAUUGCUGUUUGUUGUAAAGCUAACGGCACAGAAGACUCGGAGUAGCCACUGCAAGCAUUUAAAGAAGUAAGUUGUGAAGUUCAUGUGGUUCUAUCCAAUAGGUGUCCCACUGAUGAUGGGAUGCUCUUUGAUCCAGGGGAACAUUGCAUCAGUGGAACAGGGAUUGAGGGAAUAUGUGACAAUACCUUUCCCCCCUGCAGCCCACCAUGUUGCCCCCAAAUCUGGAGUUUUGGGGUGGAACAGAACAGGAGAUGAUGCAGGGAACUGCAAGGGGGAGGGGCAGCUGCCAAAGAUGGAUUCAAUCCCUGUUCUGUUGAAAGAAGGCUCUGGUGGGUUUAAAAGCCUUCCAUUAGUGUAGGGGCACCAAUUGGAUACCAUCCAUAAUAUGUAUUACAAAGCUGAGAAGCUUGGUGGAUAUAUAUAUAAAAUUCUUCAAGCCUCUAGAUACAUUUAGUAUUGGUACAGAUUCAGUUUAGGCUGAUCCCACUGUCUGGUUUAAAAAUAUAAAAAUCUGAAUUGCAAGUCAGAAAAUGACAUUGGCUAGAUUUUUAGCCCACCAGUUCCUGUUGGGUGGAGGUUAAAAUUCUAUUUAUACUAAUUUAAGUUUCAUGAAGAAAACCUUCCUGUUGCAUAAAUGGGUUACGAACAAGAGGUGAGAAUUGAAACAUUUCUAUUGUGUGUGGGGUUUUUUCCCCCUUUGGGGGAGGGAUGUGUGUCAUGCCUUUAAAGUGUAAGAUGAUGCAUUCUCAAAAAGGGUAUAUCCAAUCACCAGGGCAGAUGAAUUAAGGCUUGUAAAAAUAAAUAAAUACGUCAUUUGUUUCAAAGGUUUCAUUAGGAUCACUUGAGACAUGCAUGCUCCUUGCACAGGACAGGAAGUAUUUUGAGAAAUCUUUUCUCCUUUCAUGCCUUGCCCUGGGAGUAAUCAUUGAUGUUGCCACAGAAACAGCACGUACUGCAUUACGCAAUUCCUUGCUUAGACUGGGGGGGUGUUGGGAAGUGUUUUAAAACCCGCCUUGAAAUUUUGAUACAGCACACUGUGUUUUCAUUUGUCAGCUACUUCCCUGACUUGAGAUUUAUUGUCCCGUUCCAGAACAUCCAACGCUUACAGAAAUUCCAAGUAUUUUGAAGAGGAAGAUGGAAAAAUGAACGUUCAGGCCCCAUCCCCCCCCCCCCCAGUUAAUUGUGGCUUGGACUUAGCAGUGGCUUGCACCAAUGUAAAGGCACUUCUUGUGCAAAGCAGCUUCUCUGAAUUCUGGCAGCCCAGCUUCAGCCUCUGUGCCCCUCUAUCAUUACUGUUCAAGAGGAUUCCUUGACCCUCUCUGGCGGCGGCUUUUUGGGGGGGGAGGGGGUUUGCUGCACAGAGGGUGGGCUAAGGAAGUCUCAUAGGAUCCUGCCCUACAUGCAAAUUUGCGCAUUAAUAUUUUGUUACUUAGUCUGAGAUAAGUCCAUACCCAGUACAUUAAGCAUAGUGCCUCUGAACCGCCCUUUAACUAGUUGCCUCAUGUAUGAAUGCAGGACAGAGUGUGAACAAAACAAAAAGAGGUUGGCUACUAGAGGGAGGGCCUUUUUGGUGUUGGCACCAUCAGAGAAGCCUGCCUGGUGCCUACUUGACCAUUUUCGGUGCCAGGUGAAGAUACUUUCCAUCUUAAAUAUUUUUUACUCCUUUUUCUAUUCUCUUUUUCUGGUUCUAUUCCAUGUUAGAUUUUAUUUUCAUAUUGUAUUUCAUUUUUUAAAAUUUUAUUUGUGAACUACCCAGAGGGCUUAUGUCAUUAGGUGGUAUAUAAAUAUUGGAAAUAAAUAAAUCUAUGUUGUGGCCAACUAUUUAUUUAGCACAGUUGGUGUGUAUUGUGCUUCACACAAAUCAAGAUGACAGAUCUCUGUCCCAAAUAGCUUAAAGUUUAAAAGUUGACACAGGGGAAGUGGAGGAAGGGGGAAGUAAAGGCAGGGCUAAACAGGGUAGAGUAUGAAAUUGCUUCAGUUUCCUGUGCAUAGCCUUGGUUACAAAGUUGCAGCAGGGCGUGAGUUUUCUCAUACAAAAAACACAGCAGAGCAAACAACCACUGUUGGCCUUCCUGGUUCUGUGACCAUUAUCGGCCAUUAUCUGGAAGAGUGUGUACAAUGAAUAUAGGUUCAUUGGGCUUAGGUCAGGACACAGAUUGUGAAUGGAACUGUUCUCAUUUCAGCCAAGCUGUAUUAUGAUUUGUGUGGGCUGACACCUUGUAACUGAAAUAUUAAAACACAACAAAACCUCUUUUUUAUAUACAGUAUUGACCAUCUAAGCUAGGAGUAGCCAACAAGGUAGCCAACACCCUACAGAUGUUUUGGAUUACAACUCUGAAUAGCCCUAGCGGCAUGGCCAAUGGGAAGUGUAGUCCAAGACAUCUAGAGGACACUACAUUGGUUAUCCUGAUCAAAUGCCAUACCUGAGACAAGGGCACUUUACCAAUGUGUAUUGCCCAAUGAAUCUUUAUAUUGUCUUCAUUAGAGCAAACUCAGAUGUUGUAAACAUUUCCUCAUAGGGGAGUGGCCUUGCUAUGUAGAAGUAUGAGUUACCUCUGAUUUACUCUGUAUUUUAUUUACCUGGAAGAUUAUAGAUAAACGUUUUUUCUGAAAACUUUGCUUGAAAAACCAAACAUUUCAAAUUAUAAAGGGUUAAUUCAAAAAUGGAUGUUGUUUCUCACUAUUCUUAACACUGUCAAAUAACAAAUUAUUUUCUUCCUAAGAGAAGUUGUAAAGUGGAGAAAUCUGUCCGUACGUCAUUAAUAUGUGAAAUGAGUCCUGAUUUUCUGCAUAAUAUGAUUCAUGGCUAUAAAACAAGAUAUGUGACCUUUUGAGUCACUAGAACAUCUUCCUUCUUUUGCAGAUCUGGGAUUUACCUUUGGUCUCUCAACUAGCGUUUUUCUGGGGGGAAGCAGUUAACACCCUUAAUUUUCAAACAUCAUUAUAAUAUACUUCAUUGCAAAAUACUUUUUAAAAUGGACUUGUUAAUUACCAAUUGUCAUGAUGACAUUAAGGUAGUUAGUAUGUUAAAAAAGAAAAGAAAAAAGCAGCAGCUAUGGAGUUUGGCAAGAUAAAUGUACCAAAAAGGCACUUUCAACAUCCUAGAAGUAGGAUUUUAAGGAAUAUAUAAGUGUUGGAGGAUAUGAAUGAGAUUACACAAAUUUGGUUAAAUGUAGCCAUUUAGGCUAUGCACAUCUUUCUUAACAAGCUUUUAAUCUGGACAGAAUAUUUUGUGUUGUCUUCAGUGUCAUCUGCUUUCCCUUUGGUUGCAUCCCCACGCCGAUAGGCAAUCUUGUUGAAAACUGUGCACACACUUAUAUACAGUAUACACUUAAGCUUUAUGGAGCACACUGACUCUCUUUAGAAACAUGUAUUUUAUUAACUUGUGGUUCUGACAAGUGAGGGGGGUGAGUCUUUAUCUGGAAGGGGGAGGCAUGCCUAUGUUAAAAUGAUUAAAUAACUUUGCGGUGAUUUGGAUUUUGAAAAGAAAAAGAGUAACUUGCUUACCAGUUGUUUGGAAAAUGAGACGUAGUAUUUUAGUUUCUAGUCUCAUUACUCUGCACCAUCAUGUAAGCAAGGAUUGAGAAUUGGAGACAGAAGGCAUUCUGACGUCAUUCUAAGCUUGGGUAGAGCCUAGUUGACACUGCAGGGAUUUACCCCUUGACUGACCUUCAAACAAAGCUUGCAGUGAACAGGACAGAGCAACAGAAUGGCUUAGCAUGGUGACUAGACAUCACAAUAUUAGUUUUUAAUUGCUGGAGAUAAGGUACUGUUCAUUCUGUGUUGUGAUGCAUAGUUAAAAGAUCACUUUAAAUAAACAUAUGCAGUAUGUGGCAAACCUUCUACACUGACUGGGAUUUGGGCAGCGUUAAGUGAAUCUAAUGGGAUUAAGAGAUACGUAAAAUUCAGAAAUGGUUUUGUCCUACUCUCCUGUCUGCUCAGCUACAAAACAUUAAUUGCAUAGUCUUGGCAAUUAGGCUGAGUUCAUGCCCUAGAGAGAGAACAUUUAUAUACUUGGAACUCAUUUGAUUUUAGCCUGACAAGAGUACUGUUAGUUAUGUAAGUCUGAAUAUAGUAGUGACUUCUCCAAGAUCACUAAGCAAACUUUAAGGGUUCAGGAAGUUGAACCUGGGUUUCCUGCACUGAUCCCAAACUCCCUGGCUUUUUGAACAGUACAACAGCAAAGCACUCUAGGCCACGGUUCCAAUUAUAUCACUGUAGUUAUGGUCCCUUAAAGUUUUCAUUCCAGUUCUCUGUAGAUGCUUCUCCUUUCCUUCUUGCAAAAUUGACUGGCACUACCUUUUUUUCUUUUCCUUUUGUAAUAGUGUUGUAACUUCUAGUGGUUAGAUCAAGGAUGCUUAACAUUUUUUGGCCUGACAGCUGCCUUGAUUAUUAGCCAUGCCUCUGAGGGCUGCAUCUCAGUGGUGGCUGUAGCCAUCAUAUGUAUGUGCAUGUACGCAUGCCACACACAGAGACACUCACUAGGCAAAUAGGUACACAACCUUCACCCAACACAAACACAAUCAGCACUUCCAGCCCUCCCCACUGGGGUGCAGCUGAUUGGAAACACAGUCUUUAACAUUACACAGAAAGGCAGUUUUCCUGCCCACCCCCAUUCCAGCACUGGGGUGGAGGGAAAUGCUGCUUUUUUUUUUUUUAACUCUUGAAGAGCAGUCAGGCUUUGACCCGUCUCAGCACUGUGGUUCUUGGGACAAAGAAUAGAGAGAGAAAAAUCCUUUGGUUCUUUUGGGGUUAUCUCUUAAGCAGCAGGCAUAUAACUUUUAGCAGAUCUUGGUGGGCCAGAUGCAGCCUGUGGUCCAUGAAUUAUCCACCCAUGGGUAUCGCCAGGAUUUUUGUUUGGGGGGGAGAACAUCAGAUUUGUAUUGAUUAUAGGGGGCAGCUGCCUCCCUGCUCUCCCCGGCCUCACCCCUGUAUCCACCCGUUUAGACAGUGGACUUACCCAGUGUUGUGGGAGGAUGAUACAGUCCAGGGUCACUGAUUUUAAAGAGUUUGCAAGAGGGAGGAGAGGCUGAAUAAUGAGCACACAUGGGAUCAUAGUUCAGCUACCCUUAAAGCAAUGCACUGGCUGUGUGUGAGCUACAAUUGUGCCCCUCAAUUGGCCUUGAAGGCGGCUGCUAAAGACUUUAUUUACUUCUGGGAAUUAAGGGGCCCAACAGUUGUAAGCAUGACACUGUAAUUUUGAGCAUGCUUGUGUUUUUAUUUACUAUUUCUUGCUGUUGUGGAAUAUUUGUAAUGAUGUUUAAAUUAAAUGAUGUUUAAAUUAUAUUGUUUACCAUUCUGGAUUGCUGCCUGGUAGGACAGGCAAUGAAGAAAUACAGUAGAAAGAAGUUUAAAGCCCUCCUGGAUCUGUUUUUCAUGUAGCCUAAUGACAAGCUCUGGAGAACUCAAAAGCUUGCACGCUGUUUUGUGAAAUUUUGGUUGGUGUAAUACGCAAUAUAAAACAAAAUCUUUAUUUGGAUAGCCAGCUGCAGUUUUGUUACAGAAUCAUGUGUAUUAGAAGAGGCAUGUUGCACACAGAUGUGGAAACAGUUGCAUUGCUUAUCACAUGUGGAAAUUAUAUUUCUGAUUAAGGACUAUUAAGCCUAUCUAAUUAAAUGACACUAGCUAUUACCUUGCUCUGGUGGAGUCAAAUUGAAACAAAGGAUUGUACCAGUGCAGUGGUGUUUAGGAUAGAGAAACUUAACCGUUUUCUCUAGCAUUUCUUGAUAGAAAGCUAUUGAGAUUGUCUUUCUCAAUAUUGAACUUCAGUAUUGAAAUAUCCAUUACAUGAGCCAGAUUGUUUGAGAGAGAAAGAAUCUACAAGUGUAGGUUAAGUGUCUGAUACUGGGAGUAUGAAGGACAUUAAUGUUAAGGCUUUGAACAGGGAGCUAAAAAUAGGUGGUUGGAUCCACAAUUGUGUGAGUGGGAGGUCAUUUAUACUAUGAGACUUUCCUGCUCUGUCUGCCCCCCCCCCCCAUAGCUGCUAGUAUAUGCGAAAAGCAUUUCUGGAUGGUUGGGAUUUGUUAUUCCAUGGUUUGACAGCUUAAUUUCUUCCUCAUUUACAGUGAACAAAGUACCAUCAGAUGAAAUUUUUAAGUGGCAGAAUAAUAGAAUUGCAGAGUUGGAAGGGACCCUGGGGGUAAUCUAGUCCAACUUCCACAAUGCAGAAAUCCUGUCCACAGCUGUUUCUGGCUGGGCUCAAGCCACUUACCUUCUGGUUAACAGCCAGAUGCACUGACCCAUUACACCACCUGAAAUAUUUAACCCAGGAUUAUAAUAUGAAGGCUAAACAGAUUAAACUCAUGAGAGUUAUGGGUUCUAAACAUCGCUCCCUCUUCCAUAUAUUAGCUCAACUUUGUCCAUUUUCUAUUCUUAUUGCUUUGGAUAAAUGAAUGAGAGCCAGAGCACAAAAUCUUCCAGAAUAUGUCGUAGAGAGAAUCUCUAAAUCUUUGUUUCCUGCUAGGUGAUCUGGAAAUGAGCUCCAGUUCUGCUCUAGAGCAAUAAAGUUGUUUCCCCAAAACUUUCUGCAUAGUUUCAUAACAGGUGAAGAUAAAAAGGUAAAGGACCCCUGGAUGGUUAAGUCCAGUCAAAGGUGACUAUGGGGACUACUGGUAAGCUUUCAAACUGCUAGGUUGAUUACCUUUUUAGUUUGAUUACAACUGGCCUGUUGUCUCCUUAAAUCUUCAUGUACAUAGUGCUUGGCUAUGUGACUAUGAAGUGCCAUCUACUGGUGAUAUUUGACUUUAUAAAAAAGUGUGAUAUUUCAUGUCUUUAAUUUUUAAUUAUAUGAAAUCAAGUAAUGCACAUAUACACAUACGUAUUUGCUUUAUAGGAUCAAUUUAAUUGAUCGGUGGGUUCAACUGUGAUGGAAGUCUAAAGGGUAAAUUUUAGAAGUAAAUUACUCCUGUUGACUGAAUAUAAACAGAUAUAAUGCAGAUAUUGAUGAAUAUAAUUGCUGUCAGAACUCUGCUUAUUACUGAUUAACUGACCAUGCUGGGGAAACCCAGCCAGAUGGGUGGGGUAUAAAUAACAAUAACAGCAAUAAUAAUAGUAAUAAUAAAAUGUCUCUCUCCACUGCCAGAGGCAGUAAGUCUCUGUAUAUCAUUUUGGGAACCACAGAUGGGAAGAGUGCUGUUGUGCUCAGGUCUUGCUUGUGGGCUUCCCAUGGUCAUCUGGCUGUGAAAACAGAAUGCUGGACAUGAUGGGCCUUUGGCCUGAUCCAGCAGGCCACACCUUGUGUUCAUGUAAACACACACAUAAAGGGAGCAAGGGAGUGAUAUUUAAUACUAAGAUUGAUUGAUUUUUUUAAAUAAAAAGUUUGAAUAGUGUAAUAAUGUAUAUAAUAUUUUUGUUGAAGUGAUUUUUUAUAUGUAUAUAAAAAGAAUGUUUGUUAGCUUUGUGGAUAGAUAUGUGGUUGUGGUUCUUCACCCUCACCAUGUGUUACCGUUUUUUUUGUGUUAUUCACAAUUUGCCCUUGCACUGCAUUGUGGAAACAUACAUCAUUGGGUGCAAGUUGUAUAGUGGUACCUCGAGUUACAUACGCUUCAGGUUACAGACUCCGCUAACCCAGAAAUAGUACCUUGGGUUAAGAACUUUGCUUCAGGAUGAGAACAGAAAUCGUGCUCUGAUGGUGGCGCGGCAGCAGCAGGAGGUCCCAUUAGCUAAAGUGGUGCUUCAGGUUAAGAACAGUUUCAGGUUAAGAACGGACCUCCGGAACGAAUUAAGUACUUAACCCGAGGUAUCACUGUAUUGAAAUGCAGUUUUACCUACCUGAUUCUCCUGAUCUAAUAUAGCUGCUAUGUCCAGGCACAGUAAUGACUUAUUUCCUUUGUGCCAGGACUUUGACAGACAUUCUGACCAAUAAUUUUAAUAAACCACAAUAUUAUAAAGAGAUUUGCAAGAUCCAUCACUCUAGCCACUACAGAAAGUGUCCUGGCAAGCAAAUCACUUUCUCAUCUUAGGUAAUUGAAUGUACAUCUUGUAUUUGCCACAUAGCAUGUUGUACUACCAUGGAAUUCUGAGAAUGAAAAGCAGGUCAAGCAACAUGCCAGCAUUGCAAACUAAUAAAGAUCUCACGUGAGAGGUCCCAAACAUCAGGAAGUGCCUGUAAUGUUUUGACCUGGCCUUGCAGUAUGGUAUGUGAGAGGUAGGGGGAGCACAAGAUCACAAUGCUUAGACUCAACCAACAUCAUUACAUCUGAGUCAAGCCUUAGAAUCUCAUAAUAUCACUAGGAUCAUAAACCCUUUAAAUAGCCCUAAAUGUUAAAAAAAAACAAAGAGUGAAAUAAUCCUUAAAGAAUGUCAUUACAACCUCACAUUAUCGCAGGCAUAUUACCUGGGAGAAGAGUAUGUUUUGUGUACAGAUUGGCGAUUUUCAGUAGACAAGAUUUUAACCUAAUUUUUACAUUAAAACAUUUAAAGCAUUUAUUUGCACAAGUAUUGUCUUGCACCUAUAAUCUUAAGAUACAGUAGUAAAGCACCUUUGAAGGUAAGCAGUUUAGCUAGACAGCAGUAGAACAAUUAGUAAAUCCUUACUGCAGUAAUUAUAGAUAGCUUCCUGACCCUCUUACUUUUAGGUUAUGGUCAAGGACAUCUUCCAUAUGAUAGAAAAGGAAAUGGCAUUACACCAAAAGUUGUCUACCCAAUCUGCUUUCAUAUUUGGUCACAAAGACUGCAGCAACAUGCACUUGCUUUGAAGUUAAAUAGUACUGAAACUUCUACCACCUGGGAAAUAAUUAGAAAACAAGAAGUUCCCAUUGCUUUAUGAGAUGCUUCCAAGGCUCAGUGUGAUAUCAAGGACAGCCCCUAACUCCCAGUCUCCCCCAACUGGGCGCCUUCCACAUGUUUGGUGUGUGUCUCCUAUCAGUCCAAGCUAACCUGGCUAUGCUGGGUGAAGGUUGAUGGGAGUUGUAGUUCCAAACAUCUUCAGGGCACCAGAUUAGGGAAGGCUGCUUUAAAGUGUCACGGGACUUAGUUGUUUUUAUCCUUCUUUACCAUAAUUUUCAACGCGUGUGAAAAUAAGCUGGGCUAAGUGGAAAUUCCCCACCUGCACCCCAAGAAAGCAGGUGCUUAAUCCCUGAUUUGCAUCAGAGGGACUGAAUGAGCAGAGAACACACCGUAGUAACUACUGUCUUGCCCCAUGAUUCAGGACCAGAACAGAACAUUUAGUUUAAAUUUUGUUUUCCCUCUUAAAAUGAUGUAAGGUAAUUGUGUGGGAAAGACUAAUAUAAAGCUUAGCUCUCAGCUAUUUAUCUUAUGAACAUUCUGCAAAUGGAUCUGCAGCGAAACUAUGAACAGGUUUUUCAUGCCUUUUUAAGUACCACAUAUAGCUUUUAAGAAGCUGGAUAAAACAAAACAUGUAAGUUUUCUAGUGGGAAAGUACAACUCCAACUUGAUAAUUGCACAAUUAUGUUAAAUACCUUUUCCCCCUCCCACUUGUUUCCAGGAACUCAUAAGCCUUGGGUAGACGGGAAUCAAGAGCUACCAAGUGAUCUUCUGGCUGGUUUCCAGUAAAUGGGCAUGGAUUCUUCAGCCAAUACUGCAGAUCUGAUUGGCUGGCCAAAUCGUGUAGGAUCUGCAGUAUUGUUCAGAGAUUAAAACCUUAGAGUAUGUUUUUACUGUAUGUCCUUGUUUAUUGAGGUGAAGUUGUUGUUGUUGGUGUUUUGUAUCUUUAUUUCAGAUUUUGUUGUGAUUUAUGUGGAAAUUGUUCAGUUUGGUUUUGUAUUUUUAAAUGUUUAACUUACUGUUUAUGACUACUUUCAUUAUGUUGUAGUUAUGUAUUUUUUUAAUGUUGUAAGCUGCCUUGAACAUGGUUUGCACUGUGGAAAGGCAGCAUACAAAUAAAAUUAGGGAUGGUUGGAUGCCAUGUUAUAGUACAGUGGUACCUCGGGUUAAGAACUUAAUUCGUUCUGGAGGUCUGUUAUUAACCUGAAACUGUUCUUAACCUGAGGUACCACUUUAGCUAAUGGGGCCUCCCACUGCCGCCGCACGAUUUCUGUUCUCAUCCUGAAGCAAAGUUAUUAACCCGAGGUACUAUUUCAGGGUUAGCGAAGUCUGUAACCUGAAGCGUCUGUAACCUGAAGUGUAUGUAACCGGAGCUACCACUGUACAGGUGCACCUGAAUGAUAAUUAUUUGAUCUUUUAUCUAAAAUCUGGGCACCAAAGAGGCAGAAUAAGCCAUGAGACAUAAUAAUCAAAUAUACUUUAUUAUUACAGAAACAGAAAGAUCAAUUAAUUGCAGGGUUGCUAACCUUUUUGGUCUUGUGCGCACAUCUAGAAUUUUGAGAGUGCCUCUGACACUAUCCCUCUGGUGGUUUCUCCCCCUCACCCCACUGUGCUUUCCCAUGGCAUCUGGGUAAGAGUUGGAUCCAGUAGAAUUAAAUGUGCAUUAUUUUAGACAGUAUCCCCCCUCCCCCACACCAUCAAAAUUAAAGCUUAACAUUAAGUGGACUGCUGAGUAAAAUAUUUGGUACUUGCCAGCCCCACAGAAACUUUGACCCAAGCCAAAGCACGGCUCCUCGUGGAUUUUACACAGGAGGAGAACAAAGGCAACAACAAAUCACUGACACUUCUGUGGACACAGAGGUGACCUAUGAUUUGAUAGUGGCUUUGAAGGUGUCCCUUUUAAAAAUGAUAAGCCCUUGAAUUCGUGUUUUGGAAAGCAGUUGACCUGUGGUGUCUAUGACUCAUGUAAAUGGAGACAGAUGUGAUCUAUGAUUUGGUAGUGUUUGGUAGGAGCAAGAAUGAUAUGCCAUUCCAAGAGGAGCUGUUUUAUUGAGUCCAAUGUGUUUGAGCUCAUGCAUUUUUGUUCUUUGGCACUCUGUAUUUCUCCUGAUUUCUGCCCUGGCCACUCCAUUUCCCUCCCUCCCCUGAAAUAUUGCAGUUCACUCCCUUUUAAUCCUGUCUUCCCCCCUUUCCCUCCUACCCUCUCAGUUGCUCCACUUUCUGUUCAGCUAUUGAUCUGAGCCUUGAAAAAUAUGUAGAGGAGAUGGGAAAGAGGGUCACUCUUCCAGCUUAACUCCUUAAGCUCCAUAUACUUCUCAGUGCGGAAAAUAGGUACCCCUCCUCAGUAUUUCAAGAAAGGUGAGCUUUGAGGCUUCAUGGGCACCUCAAAAGUGUCAUUGUACACACAAGGACCAUGUUGGCAACCCCAGAUAUUCAGAUUGGUCUAGCACCAACUAUGUGGGUAAGUGGUACGAAGGACAGAGCGGAUCAGGACAUUCAUCAUCAUCAUCAUCAUCAUCAUCAUUUAUUCAAUUUAUCUACAGCCCUUUACCGAAAUACCUUAGGGCAGCGUUCAACACUAGAAACAUAUUACAAAACAUCAAUGGAAAAAACAUAGUAAAAAGUAUACCGACAGACAGCCUAAUGGUAAAAUAAUUACAAUAAUAACAGACGUACAGAGUGAGAAGGAGCAAUGUGCUAUGAGAAGACUGGAGAAAGAUGGAUACCAAAUAAUGAGAUUGAAGGGCAGUAGGCACCAGCUGCAUGUGCAGGAUCAAACUGGGGUUAGAGAUUAAGUUCAGGUGCCUAAAGUAGCAAAGGUUACUGGUUUGCUUGGAGAGCAGAAGGACGGAAAAAUUAGAAAAUUAAAGAGGGAAAAGAACCUGGAACAUGGUUGUUAUCAGUUCCCAGGGUAGUCAAUAUGUUGUCGUCCAGAUAUAGUUUGACUCCAUCUCCCAUCAGCCCUGACCACUGGACAUGUAGACUGGAGCUGAUGGGAGAUGGAGUCCAAUAACAUUUGGAGAGCACCACAUUGGCUACCCCUGACUUAUCAGCACUUGAGGGAGGAUGCUGUACUGUAGAUCCUUGACUAGUCUGCAAUAAAGUAACAGGGGGGCAAGCCUUUUUGGGUGAAGGCAUGGAAGAGGAACUCAAGGUUGUGGUUUCCCUUGGAACCCUGAUGAGGAGUACAAAAUAAUAAAGAACCAGGGAACAAGGUUAGGAAGGGUGAGCAGAGCUAACUAACUUGACUGAAUGAGCAUGGCCUGAACACCGCUUUUAGUUUUUGAUCCUUUUAGUUUUUGGUUAUGAGAGGGAGCAAUUUCCCUAGAUAUUUAUUUAAUUUAAAGCACCUGUAAUUUGCUUAAUAUUUAAAAAUCUCUAAGCAGUGUACAAUAUUAAAAACAUCCAUUAUCAUUAAACAAAAAAUUCAGCCUAAAGCUAAUAAAACUACAGUAUAAAAGCAUCUAAAACAAAACCAAUAAUGCAGGGGAUAAACAAGGAGGAGAGCAUUUAAAACAGUAGAGGCCUACCAUGGAUGACAAGUGCAGAACUGUGUGGAGUGUAAUAAGGGGUCCUGUUUGAAGGGAGAACAUUAACCUUGAUGGAUGAUAAUGGGCAUUACCUGUUUACUGGUACUUGCAGUGCCUCAGGCAUGGAGCUUCCUCUAGGCCAGGGCUCAGAAACCAAUUAAACGGUGCCACGCGGGUGGCGCUGUGGGUUAAACCACAGAGCCUAGGGCUUGUCGAUCAGAAGGUUGGCGGUUUGAAUACCCGCGAUGGGGUGAGCUCCCGUUGCUCCCCAGCUCCUGCCAACCUAGCAGUUCGAAAGCACGCCAAAAAGUGCAAGUAGAUAAAUAGGUACCGCUCCAGCGGGAAGGUAAAAACCAUAUUGUCAGGAAAGCAUUGUUUAAUGUCUGGAUAAGAUACAGUGGUGCCUCGCAAGACGAAAUUAAUCCGUUCCGCGAGUGUCUUCGUCUAGCGGUUUUUUUGUCUUGCGAAGCAACCCUAUUAGCGGCUUAGCGGCUUAGCGCUAUUAGCGGUUUAGCGGCUAUUAAAGGCUUAGCGGCUUAGCGGAUUAGCUGCUAAAAGGCUAUUAAAGGCUUAGCGGCUUAGAAAAAGGGGGGGGAGCGAAAAAAAAUCUCAAGACUCGCAAGACAUUUUCGUCUUGCGAAGCAAGCCCAUAGGGAAAUUCGUCCUGCGAAGCAACUCAAAAACGGAAAACCCUUUCGUCUAGCGGGUUUUCCGUCUUGCGAGGCAUUCGUCUUGCGGGGCACCACUGUAUAAGGACUUACUUGAAAAUAAAACCCCAAGGUGGUUGUCACCGAUGGAAGCAAAAGCACUGAGGAAGCUCAAUAUGGAGGCCAAAUGGCCGAAAUAUUGGGAAAUUCUGGAACAAGAGGGAGACAGAUUGAAACUGCAGAGUUUUGAGAAACUAAAAAAUACCUGGAAGAAUGGCAGAUGAAGGUGAUGGACUAUAUGGAAUUGGCGGAAAUGACUGGCAGAAUCCGAGACCAGGGAGAAGAGUCGGUGGAAGAAGAUUGGAAAAAGUUUAAAGACUAUUUACAGAAAUAUUGUAAAAUUAAUGAAUGUUAGAAUGAUGUUGGAUAGAAAUUAAGUGGUUUUUAGCUGUAAUACUAUAAGGGAAUAUGAAAAAUGGAUUAUGAAUAGGUAAAAAUUUAAUGUUACAACAUUUUAAGACUAAAGACUAGGAUAAACAAAGAGGGGAAGGAUUUGCUUGAACUAACAAACUGAACUGGAAUACAAAAAAGGGAGGUGCGAAGAGGUCCGGGAAACAAGCUAAUGAAAAAUAAGUAAUGGAAAGAUUGAGUUGUUUUUAACUAUUUUUAUUUUGUAUUUUUCUUUUUUCAUUUUGUAAUAUCUUGAAAAUUUUAAUAAAUAUCUUUUUUUUAAAAAAAAAGAUAAAUAGGUACUGCUCCGGCGGGAAGGUAAACGGCGUUUCCGUGCGCUGCUCUGGUUCACCAGAAGCGGCUUAGUCAUGCUGGCCACAUGACCCGGAAGCUGUAUGCCACCUCUCUCGACCAGUAAAGUGAGAUGAGCGCCGCAACCCCAGAGUCGGCCACGACUGGACCUAAUGGUCAGGAGUUCCUUUACCUUUAGGCAAGAAAGGAAGGUGUUUUCCUAUUCUGAAGUUCUCAGUCACUUCUGCUGUAGAUGCUAAUGACUGAUCUUGUUAUGGCUCCCUAAGCAUCAGCUUAGUUCGCCUUCCCAGACAGUGCUGAAUUUUUUUUGAGUCAAAAGUGCUGAGAUAUAAUUAAAAGAGUGGUGAGGUUGAGCCUCCUUGGUAAGAAUUUAGGGGACUGUUCUGUGGCUGGCAGCAAUGCAGUUCAUUGUUAAUACUGCUGGUCAGAGGUGAAGCUUGUUUGGAUUCCUAGUUUUAAAACAACAACUCUUCUAAUUAUCAGAUUGCAACAGUCAGUCCCCUUAGACCUCAUCUUAGAACAAAUCCAUGGCUCUGUUGCAUGUAUUAAUGUACUUAAUGUUCUCUUGAGUUGCAGGCAGACUGGUUGCACUUUGACAUGUUCACUACCUACUUAAAUAAAACGCUUGCACAUACAGUAUGAUUCAUGUUACAACAGGGGCUUCUGUCUUCAGUUUUAACUCCCACCCACCCAAAGCACACUGAGCACAGCUAAUAGCAAUAUGUUAUUUCCCCUCAGUUUUUAAAUCAGGUGGUUGGAAGUUUCUGCUGGCAAUCCCAGAAAUUGGGCAUUUGCAGGGCCUGGCUGAUAGAAUCUGCUGCCAUCCCAUAACCGCUGCAGCAGAGGGACAUUUUUUUCCUCCCCCCCCCUUACAGCCUGAGCGAUGGAGUUGUAUAAACCCCAACGCUGACAGUCAGUGAUUAGAACUGCAGUCCAAUUUGACUACCCCUCUGGAGAUUUAAAGUGGUUUAGGCUGCAAUCCGAUAUACACUUACCGUCCAAUUUUAACUCAACGGGGAUCACUUCUGAGUUGACAUGCACAGGUUUGCACGGUUAGUAAUGUUGGAUUUUUUAAAAAGUCGUUAAGGACUCUUAACGAUCUUCCACACUGAGCCCCCUCCUAAAACUACAGCUCCCAAAAUGCUAAGGCGCAACAAACCUGUAAAUGACUGUAUCCCCCCCCCCCCCCCGAUCCCCAAGGACAGUUGCGCAUUAGCCUGAACACAUUACUGCAGACGUUAAGUGGCAUUUAAAGCGGGUUGAUGCUUGCUUUUACCCAUAUGCGCCUACCUGCGAGUAAGCACCAUGGGCCCCAGUGCGGCUUUGCCUUGUGUUACCCCAGCCCUUUUCUAAAGCCUGCGCGGCCAAGGCAUCCCUUUGUCUCCGCGAAGCGCGCAGGGGGCGGAGCCCAGCCUCGGCGCCUCGCGCGCAUUGCUUGGCUCCGGAGUUGGGGGGGCGAGUCUUCCUGCUCCGCAACUUGUUCCCCGCGCUGGCCUGAGGGGGCGGAGCGUCCUGCAGGCCCCGCCCUCCGGUGGCCUUGCCAGCACCCCCCCCUCCCGCUGUAGCCGAGGAUCCAGGACACGCGCCGGCUGCCUGGCUGUCGGCGGCGCACCUUCCCGGAUCUUCCUUGGAGCUUGUCGCAGCAGGCGGGACCGCAGGAGGGAGCGAGCCCCCAAUGCGAGAAUGGCGUCUCCGCCGGCUCGAGAGCUCACGCAGAACCCCCUGCAGAAGAUCUGGGUGCCUUACAACAACGGGCUGCCUGCGAAGCACAGCGCGCAGCGAGGCGGUGAGUGAGCGAGUGAGCAAGCAAGUAGUGGCGGGCAGAUCUCGGGGCGCCUUGGCUUUCGGGGACACCGGAGUUGCAUCAGCCCGGAGCCCGCGAGGGUGUGUGCCGGGGAUUGAGGAAGCAGGACGUGGUAGCGGAGGCCUCUUGAGGGGAACGAGAGGCGAUGGAAAAAUAUUAACACCUCAGCAGAAAUAAUAGGAAAGCCGGCAUCUUCCGAGGAGAGGCGGGGUAGCUGGAUGACCCUCCCUCCCGCUGGUGGCCGGAGUGGCUGUGCUUCUCGCUGCCGGAGCGCCGUGCUCAACGCAUGUCCAUUAGGGUCCUGGAGAGGCACAGCUCAGAGGGAUCGAGGCGAUGCCCUCUGAGUGCCCGUUAUUCUUGGCGCAAGGGCUUCGCGACUCAUACAGGCUCUGGAGAUAUUUGCUAGCUGCCAUUUACCUUCUGGUGGACUGCAGUAAAAAGUACAUAGAAUGUGUUUCGCCUUAAAGAUCCUGCCAAUAAAUACUUUAACUUUCACCUUUUGGCAGGAAAUCAGGUGGUUUCUCCAUACUCUUAACAUCGCCCCCCUUUGCCAAAUGUACUGCCCCCCUGCCCCUCAGCCUCCGUCUACCCCAGCUCUCUUGCAUGCUCUUUGCUUUCUGGUAAAAUAAAGAAAGAAAAUAAAAUAAAAGCUAUAGCAGGAGCAACAUGAACAACAAAAAAAGGCAAGGGGGAGAUAAAGACUAUAUAGAGGUGCCUUGCCUUUCAGCAGCAGUGUUAUUAAGAGGAAUUCAGCUUUUGACAAAGUACCUCACCAAAGACUGCUGAGUAAGCCUAGCAGUCAGUGAAUAGGAGGAAAGGUCCUCUCAUGGAUCAUAAAUAGGUUACGCUGCUGGAAGCAAAGAGCAGGAAUAAAUGAACAGUUCUCUGAAUGCAGUGAAGUUGAAAGUGGAGUCUCCCCAAGGAUCGAUAUUGGGACCUGUGGUUUUUAACUUACUCAUAAAAGAUCUAGAGUUUAGAGUGAACAGCAGUGGGAGUAGCCAGGAAUUUUUUUGGGCAGGCCUUUUGUUAGGGGUGCAGAACCUCAGCUAUGUAUUUUUAUUGAUUUUUAUUGAUUAUGGGGGACAGCUGCUCCUCCCUGCCCCCCUGUGGCUACGCCCAUGGUGAGCAGUGAGGUGGCUACGUUUGCUGAUGAUACUAAUUUUUUCAGAGUCCUUGAAACAAAUAGAGAUCGCAAAGAGUGUCAAAGGGACCUCUCCAAACUGAGUGAGUGGUAAAAUGGCAAAUGCAACUGAAUGUAAACAAGUGUAAAUUUACACAUGGUGCUGCUGAAAAUCUUAGUUUUUGGGGUCUUAGUAGAUAGUUCAAUGAAGAUGUUGACCCAGUGUGCUGCAGUCGUGACGAAAAAGGAAAAUUCCUUGCUAGGGAUCAUUAGGGAAGGAAUUGAAAACAAAACUGCCAGUAUCAAAAUGCUGUCGUACAAAUCUCGGGUAUGACCGUAUUUGGAAUACUGUAUAGUUCUGGUUGCCUCACCUCAAAAAGGAUAUUGUAGAUUGGGAAAAGGUUCAAAAAGAGGCAACUAAAGUGAUUAAGGGGAUGGAGGGAAGGUUGCAGCAUCUGCGACUUUUUAAUUUAGAGAAAAGGUAAGAUUUGAUAUGAUAGACAUGUACAUGGACAAGCGUGGCAUGGAGAGAGAGAACUUUUUUUCUCCCUCUCUCAUAACACCAAAACUCAUAGCCAUCCAGUGAAGCUGAAUGAUGGAAGAGUCAGGACAGAUAAAAGAAAGUAUUUCUUCAUGCAGGGAGUGCAUAAUUAAACUAUGGCAUCUGCUUCCAUAGGAGGCCUUGAAGGCUACCAACCUAGAUGGCUUUAAAAGAGGAUUUGGAUAUAUUAAUGGAGAUGGCUAUCGAAAGCUACUACUAUGCCCUGCCUCCACAAUUGUAAGCAGUAAUGCUUCUAAACACCAGUUGCUGGAAACCACAGGAUGGGAAAGUGCUCAGAUCCUUGCUGUGUGUUUCCCACAGGCAUCUGGUUGGCCACUGUGAGAACAGGAUGCUAGACUAGAUGGGCCAUUGGCCUAAUCUAACAGGCUGUUAUUCAGUGAUCCUGUGUGUGGCCUUCUGGGACUCUGGGUUUCUCAGGCCGGUGGAUUUCUUGCUUCUGCACUAAAGAACACAUGCAGGCAAUGGGUGUCAAUAUUUUUGGUUUGGUUCCGUUCCAGUAAUAAAUACCAAAGAACUGGAAAAUGAGGCAAAUCCUGAGAAGAGAUGGGCUCCUUGUAAGCAGGAUAUCUGUUUACCUAUAGCAGAAUGCCUACUUUGUCCCACAGUCACCCACCCCAAAAAAAUAUAAAAAUCGGCAGGUGCGAGCCAACAUAGAUUGAAAGAAUGCGUGUGCCUGUCUGCCUGCCUAUUGGAGUCAUAUAUGAUCAAAUUGGCUUUCCCCUUAGAGGAUACUCUUGUCUCAAGAUUACAUAGAUUUCUGUCCCCUUUGGCAAUUUCUUUUCUCCAGAAAUCUGUCUCUGGAAGCUUACAGAUGCCUUCUGCUCCUUUGUUGCACUACCUUUGACCUUAUCAGGUAUAUCAGCCCCCAUGUUGGCUGCAGCCAUUGAAAAAAAAUAACAGCAUAUGUCCAGCAUGCCACUUGGCAGGUUGCAGGGUUAAGUCAUGAGCAGUACAAGUCACUACUAUGCCUAUGUCUAAAAUGGUGGUGUGGAUUGCUACUUGUCCUAGCUAAGUGAUCAAGUGGUUAUUUGCAUCUUUGAUACAGGUAAUGCCAUGUUGUUAUCAUCUAAAUGGCAGGGGUCCCCAAACAAUUUACAAACGAAUAUACUAUUUUUUAUCUAAUUCCUGAUAUUGAAAGUAAAAGGCACCACUCUUGGGUCUUUUUUUUUUGCCUCAACGCUAAUCUCUGGUUUGCAUGCUCCUCCUUCAGUAUGGCUAUGAAGAGGAGAUUGGAAGCAGCUGCUUCUGUUUGGGAGUUAUUUGUGUUGUUUAUUACAGUGGUACCUCGGGUUAAGUACUUAAUUUGUUCCGGAGGGCCGAUCUUAACCUGAAACUGUUCUUAACCUGAAGCACCACUUUAGCUAAUGGGGCCUCCUGCUGCCUCUGUGCCGCUGGAGCACGAUUUCUGUUCUCAUCCUGAAGCAAAGUUCUUAACCUGAAGUACUAUUUCUGGGUUAGCAGAGUCUGUAACCUGAAGCGUAUGUAACCUGAAGCGUAUGUAACCCGAGGUACCACUGUACAUUUAUAUAUACCACCCUUUUCUUCCAAGGAGCUCAAGGUGCAUGAUUCUGAUCCUCACCAUUUCAUCCUCACAACGACUCUGUGAAGUAGGUUAGGCAUGGUGAGUGGCCCAAAGUCACCCAGUGAGCUUCAUGGCUGAGUGGGGAGUAACAUCAAUUUGUUUUAUCAUCCAGAUUGGGUAUAUGGUUUAUGGAAGCAAGUCAACUUCAAACCAUACUUUAUGCAUCUGGAUUGUUUCAACUAAUCAUGGUUCAGAUUAACUACAGUUUGGGGUUCAGAGGACUGCAGUUCCAUCUAAUAUGGAAGCUUCUGAUCUCCUUGCAAGAAGGUGAGGGGUGUGUGUACAUGCAAGGCUCACUGACUUGUAGUGGUAAACCAUGGUUUAGUGAUAUGUCCAAACAUUGCUGUGUGUUUCCCACUAGUAUAGGGGAAGGAAGAGGCUAUGGAGCAGGGGUCAGCAACCUUUUUCAGCCGUGGGCUGGUCCACUGUCCCUCAGACCAUGUGGUGGGCCGGACUCUAUUUUGAAAAAAAAUAAAUGAACGGAUUCCUAUGCCCCACAAAUAACCCAGAGAUGCAUUUUAAAUAAAAGCACAAAUUCUGCUCAUGUAAAAACACCAGGCAGGCCCCACAAAUAACCCAGAGAUGCAUUUAAAAUAAAAGGACACAUUCUACUCAUGUAAAAACACGCUAAUUCCCGGACCAUCCGUGGGCCGGAUUGAGAAGGUGAUUGGGCCGCAUCCGGCCCCCAGGCCUUAGGUUGCCUAUCCCUGCUAUGGAGAUGCAUGGUUGAGAAAGGAAGGGUAAAACAGAACUGCAGAAGAAGACUAUAGUUCAUAGUAACAACAUCAAUUUGCUCAAUUCCUGGAGGGGUGUGUGCGUCCAUGUGUAUUAACUAUAAUUUGGCAAAAACAGUACUGUAGAUGUUACUGUUUUCUAUGUUCCUACUUUCCUCUAAUAUGGAAUUUUCAUGCACUAACACCCCCCCCCAAAAAAAAUUAGUGGUCCUCGGACAAUGGGAAUAUUAGUGUUUUGAACAGAGUGAUUUAUUACCACAGAGGCUGAAGGCUAGGAAAAUGAAGAUAAAAAUUGAACGAGCUUUUAAAAAGUGACAUUGAACUGACUAAUGGGGGGGGGGUAACUACUCUGAGCUUAAGUUGAAGCAUUAAUGAUGAAAGAGUGUGAUAUCCAUCUGCUAUCGUUUUCAGUAAUCUAAUCCUGAAGAUGUUUUGUGCUAAGCCGAAACUGAGUGCAACCUGGCCUUUCUAUAAUUGGCAUGAACCAAAGUUAUUUUUGAGUUAAUCUUUCAGGUUGUUUUAAGAUCUGCACAGUCCUCCCGGAACCUGUGCAUGAAUGUGGAGUUGAAUAAAUUUAUACAGCAGUUUGGCCCCAUUUUGGCAGUAUUGCAGAAGGAUUUGGCUGGUUAAUGGUUUCAAAUAGCUUCUUGUUGGAAUUAUUUGAAUUAGUGCUUCUUGGAACACAGUUUAACACUUGAACUAGUGCUUUAAGUGUGCAUUUGGAAUAAGAUAUGGUCAAAAUAAUGGAAUAUUUCUGUUAAGACUAUGGGAGAGGGGUUUAGGCCUGUUCUGAACCAGCAGGCAUACGUGCAAAUAUCUUAAAGGUAGUACUGAGUAUAAAAUAAAUGCAUAGAUGGUGCAGUUUCUAAGGCUGGGAUGAGGAGCCUGUGACUUUCCAACCGUUGGACUGCAACUCCCACCGGCUCCAGUCACCACAGUGUGUGAUCAAGGGUGAUGUAGGCCUGCAACACCUGAGAAGAGCACAGGUUCUUCCUUUCUGUCCUAAGGAGACUGGCACAUGAACAAAUAGCAGACAUGCCACUUCAGACCUUUGGUCCAUCUAGCCCCGUAUGGUCAUGGUUCUCAAGCAGGGACAUCAACUGCUUCCUGAUACUUUCAGCUGGAGGUGUUGGGUAUUGAAACUGGACCCUUCUGCAGGCAUGUGCUCUGCCACCAGACUUUGGCCACUCUCUAUAGCAAUAGUGCAGGACUGUCAAACAUUUAUCAUAGUGGAUGUCUCUAAACAUCAGGAAAACAAUUGUCCAGGCCUUCCCUCAUGUGAAAAUGGAUGUGGAGAGAGAGAGAGAGAGAGUGUUCAGGUUGUGAUGGUUAUCUUUGUCCUUGUCAUGGAACAGGCUGAUGAAAGUAAAGAGGAAUGCACAAGGUUACUAUGUCUACAGUAGCUGAGUAAAAGAGCUCAAUUAAAAAUAGAUGACUGACCCAUAAAUGUUUUUGCACUGUUUGACACUCAGUGCAAAAGGUUGGUACUUUUGAAGUGUGGGCAAAAACAGAGACAGGGACUGAAGGGAAGUAUGGGCUCAAUGGCAAGUAUUUACAGAGGCUGGCUUUGCUACAGAGAUGGGGAACCUAUUUCCUUCCAGAUAAUAUACAUGAAGUGCUUUCAACGUCCUAGAGAAACACUUUGUGUAGUAGAAAAAGACAAAGUAUUAUUUAGCAUUCUGUCCUUGAGGUUGUUGUCCGAACGCAACACUGCCCCAAGCUGACCACAAGUAAGCAAGAGUAAAACUGCUAAAGGGAAAGUUUUGUGGUUGUUGUGUUGCAUUUCAGUAAUUGCUGGCUAUCUCCCUGGGGGGAAGAGUGUUGUGUGCACUGGGAUAACAGGUUUAUUUCUCUAGCUCUUUGGCAAGUUGUUUAAUCUGAUGUGAACAAGGACCUUGUCAUUUAGUGACUGGCUAAUUGAACAGGAUGGGUUCAAAGGCAGAUAAAUGCAAGCUUACAGUGCCAGUUAAUAAGAAGCUGAUUAAGCGCUUUAGCUUUUGAAAGUAUGAAAGUGUUUGUUGUUGUCAUUGAUAAAGUCCGUGGACUAUUAAACUUUGGAAUGUUUUUCUAGAACACAGGUUCUCAUUACUUUUACAACAACAUAUUAAAAUUCAGUUUAUUACUCCACUCAAGUAAUGGUCAUUAUAUCAUAGUUCUAAUGCAGGCUGUAGAAAUACAAAGAGAUGCAUAAGGUUAAACCAAACCAUGGCUUAGUGCAAACAAGCAAAGGUGCAGGUUUCGGGACUGAAUAUUGCAGCUGCUUCACUCCUGUCCUGGUACUGCUGCUGCACUGGAGGCUAAGCCAUGGAUUGACUUAUUAUUACAUUGAACCCAUACUCAUGGUUUGUCUUGCUCUAACAAACCAGAAGUUGUAACCAAUGUUUGUUCUUGGUUUACUGCUCAUAGCUGGCCUGGGGGUGACAAACUAUAAGUCUGGGUUCAUACACAACACUUAAGACAAGCCAUGGCUUUAGAUGCCAGCUUCAGUGUUUACUCUGGGAGGCCUAUCUGUUCAUUUGUGCUAAGCCGUGGUUUGAUUUAGUCUUGCAUGCAAACUGGGGACAGCCAUUCUGACAAGGAAAUCUAACACAUCCUUAUCUGUUAUAGGAGCAACGGCAAUUUAGUUUUAUGAUGAAAUAGUGCAAUAAUUUAUUUCACUUUAUGAAGAAAUAAUGCAAGAAACCAAGCAUCACUGGGAAAAUAACUCCUAUGAAUGGAAUAGCAGUGUCUAUGCAGCAGUUAAAAUAUUGCUUUGCCUGGCUUUGCUUUAUUAACUGUGGAUGUUGGAGCAGGGGAGAGAGAGCUAGUUGGUGCAGAUGUAAUCUAAUACCAGCCCUUUACUAGAGUCAUUGACGCUGUGCUGAAUGUUGAAGGCAGCACACUGAAACUAUUACUUAGCUGAAUAGGGGCAACACCUAGCUGAUUAUCCUGGUUCGUUAAAUGUUUCUUUUCAGAAGAUCUGUUGAAUACAACCAUGAAAUGUGCAAUGGAGUUGUUUAACCUUGCAAUGUAAUGAUCAGAAUUGUUACCCAACAUCUAGAACCACUAUCAGCUUAACAUUCACCACUGUGUUAAUAGAUACAUAUUUCAGAAGUUACUGUUUGCCUAGAAUUAAGUAGAAAAACAGGAAGAUGAGAUAGGAUAGCAGGCAGGAAACAGAAGUAGCUACAUCAGCUACAUCACCAACGUGCUUUGCAGCACAGCUGGAGCUGAUGGAAAUUGUAAUCCAAAUCAUUUGGAGCCCCCCAGGUUGGUGUAGACCAGUUUUGCCCAACCUUGGGUCCCCAGCUGUUUUCGGACUACAACUCCCACCAUCCCUAGCUAGCAAGCCCAGUGGUCAGGGAUGUUGGGAAUUAUAGUCCGAAAAAAGCUGGAGACCAAAGGUUGGGAAACACUGGUGUAGACUACUCUACUGGGCAAAAAUACCCACAAAGUAUGGGCCUGAGGAUCAGAUAUCACUUCCAUCCACCAACAUCCUGCAUGUUGACUUACCAUUUCCAUUACAAAAGUCACUUACCAGAAAUAUUCAAUAUUCAGUUUAUUGAUACCUUUGAAGUCUAAAAACCUUCAUAAUUGUGCCUUGUGUUUCUCAGUCACCUGUUAUGGCUUCUAGUUACUCUUUGUGGUUUCUCUACCGUUCUGCAUGUGGUUCCAUGUUUAGAAAUGUCCAGACCUAAGCCAGUGGACUUCUUAGAGUGCAGGCUGUAAGAUUUGUCUUAUGAAAAAUAUUCUUUUGGACCUUAGAAUCAUAGUAUUGUAGAGUUGGAAGGGACUGCUGGGAUCAUCUAGCCCAAACCCUUGCAAUGCAUGGAGAAUAAAAACAAGAACUCUCAUGACACCUUAAACCACCCACUUGCACUUUGAUCUAGUUGAGAUUCCUGCAUUGGAAUCUAGUAAUACUUGAGUGUUAGCCAGGCACACAAAAAAAUGGCACCCAGACUUUUUGAGGUGCUUGCAAAUGGAGAAUCUUUGGGUGAAAAAUGUGCCCUGUUAAUUUCAAACCCUGCUCUUCAGUGCAGAGUUCCUCCCCCCUUGGAAUAAAAGACAUGGUCCUAGUGAAAGUGAUAUGCAAGUCUUGUGCCUGCUUUAGAUACUCAGUGGCUACAGUCUGGCAGCUUUGAACAUGCAGGCUUCUGUAACCAUGGCUUCACACCUAGACGUCACCUAGUUAAUCCAAUUUUUUUAUUCCCAUUUCAUUUUGUGAUAAGCUCCUAUUUCCUUUCCCCCAGUCAUAUGUGCCUUGUGUAAUCCUUAGUUGAUUUCUGGUUGCUCAAAGCACCCCCACCUGCCCACACAUUGCACUGAAUGCAUUCUGUUUCUCUGUUCAUCAUAUUCUUGCUUCUAUAUCAGCCACUCAGCCAAAAGGGAGUUGCAGGCAUCACUGAUCACCUGGUUGUCAGGUCUUGCUUAGCCUCUUGCAAAGCAUUGUGGGUAAUAAUAGUAUCUUGAAAGGGGCUUCUCAAGGCCAGACAGUCAGGUUACGUCGGAGGAUUGGCUGGUGGGUGGCUCUGUCGUGAGAGAUGAGGGGAAGUGAUAGCUAGACCCAGUUCACCCACCUCUGAUAUGAAGAAUAGUUGCAGUAUGUAGUGGCUUUUUUAUUGAGAAUAGUUUGUACAGCUGAGUACAACUUUCUAGCGUGGCGUUUUCUUCAGGCAGCUAAGUCCUGGUGGGUCUGAUGUUUUCAUUGAUGGAUCUUAAAUCAGAAUUAGGCCAAAUUCCUUAUCUCUCAGAAUGGAUAACAACGGUAGAAAAUAAUGUAUUGUUUGCCACAAACAUUGGCAACUUCAUUUCCCCCCAUUUUCUAGCUAAUGAAAGAGAGAGCAUAUGCUAUAUUUGCACUGUUCGAGCUUGAACCCGAAAUAGGGAGAAAUGUAAAGUAUUGCACUUGGGCAAAAAAAAUGAGAGGCACAAAUACAAGAUGGGGGACACCUGGCUUGAGAGCAGUACAUGUGAAAAGGAUCUAGGAGUCUUGGUUGACCACAAACUUGACAUGAGCCAACAGUGUGACGCGGCAGCUAAAAAAGCCAAUGCAAUUCUGGGCUGCAUCAAUAGGAGUAUAGCAUCUAGAUCAAGGGAAGUAAUAGUGCUACUGUAUUCUGCUCUGGUCAGACCUCACCUGGAGUACUGUGUCCAGUUCUGGGUGAAGAAUCACAGUCGUGAUUUCAACCCAACACUGGGCACCCCAGUUCAAGAAGGACACUGACAAACUGGAACGUGUCCAGAGGAGGGCAACCAAAAUGGUCAAAGGCCUGGAAACGAUGCCUUAUGAGGAACGGCUAAGGGAGCUGGGCAUGUUUAGCCUGGAGAAGAGGAGGUUAAGGGGUGAUAUGAUAGCCAUGUUCAAAUAUAUAAAAGGAUGUCACAUAGAGGAGGGAGAAAGGUUGUUUUCUGCUGCUCCAGAGAAGCGGACACGGAGCAAUGGAUCCAAACUGCAAGAAAGAAGAUUCCACCUAAACAUUAGGAAGAACUUCCUGACAGUAAGAGCUGUUCGACAGUGGAAUUUGCUGCCAAGGAGUGUGGUGGAGUCUCCUUCUUUGGAGGUCUUUAAGCAGAGGCUUGACAACCAUAUGUCAGGAAUGCUCUGAUGGUGUUUCCUGCUUGGCAGGGGGUUGGACUCGAUGGCCCUUGUGGUCUCUUCCAACUCUAUGAUUCUAUGAUUCUAGUCUCAUUUUGUAUAUUUUCCUCCCCCUUUCCCUUGGUGAGAAUUAAUCCUAGCUUUUUCCCUUACUUAUCAACAAAAUCGCAUAUACUUUUCAUAGAAUUUCUUACUGUGCUCAGCUGACUAGGGUUGCCAUAUUUCAAAAAGUGAAAAUCUGGACACAAAAGUGGUUGGAUCUUUUUUUUUUUUGGCAAACCUGCUGUUUUUUAAGGAAAGCUGUUUUUAAUGAAAACUGCCGACACGGGUUGCCAUAUGUCUGGAUUUUCCCAGCUAGUUUUCGCCUGGACAUUGCUUCCGACUGCAGUACUCCAGGUAUGUCCUGGAAAUUCCAGACGUAUGGCAACCCUAGCAUUGACUGCAAUGCUGAACUUGGUUUGAAGGACAUUUUAAGCAUAGGUAACUGCAUAUUGUCUUGCGGCCAUCAUUCUUUGUAAGUAAGUAGAGCUGUGGAGGAGAUGGCACUUGAGUAAUAUCAAAAGAGUCUUCGAAAACAUGCUGCUCCCGCUUUUACUAGCGCAUCUUUGUGGAGCCCGAGGGAGGCUGCCCAACAAUUUCUGACUACAGUGGUACCUCGGGUUAAGAACUUAAUUCAUUCCGGAGGUCCGUUCUUAACCUGAGGUACCAUUUUAGCUAAUGGGGCCUCCCCCUGCCGCCACACAAUUUCUGUUCUCAUUCUGAAGCAAAGUUCUUAACCCGAGGUACUAUUUCUGGGUUAGCGGAGUCUGUAACCUGAAGCGUUUGUAACCCGAGGUACCACUGUACUGUUGAACAGCUCCUUGCAGGACCUCUUACAGUAUAAAGUAGUGUGCUUUCUUCUGUGUUUUCCUUGCACUCAGUCAACAAAAGUACUUAGUGAGGGAGACUAAAAUGGGACUGAUAAACCAGUGCUUCUUAACCUGUUUAGGGACACGAUGUGUCUUUCACAUGUUUGCACUUUGUUCCUUCUUGUUUUUGUUUCUCAACACAUGCUUCUGUUGUCACAUACUAAAAUUAUUUGAAAAGACUGUUGCACAACAUUUCAGGCACUUUCCUAAGCGAGUGGUUGACACAUGGAUAUAGCGUUGCACGUUGUUUGUUUUGUAAUUUUGAAUUCUGUUAAGAAGUUCUAAAGUUAGAUUGCUUGCACUGAAUUUGCCCUUAGCAAAGGGCUUGUUAAUGUAACCAGAGAUGCUGAAGUUUGCUUUAGAAUUUCAGCUGGUGGUUGUUUCUCAGUAACCCUCUUUUCAAGUUAGCCAUAACAGUGUGUUUGACCUUUUUGCUGUAUUUGGGACACUGUGUGAUUAUUUUGAAUGCUGAAAAAUACUGUUUAUGUCAGGAAGAGAGAUAUAUAUUCACUUAGGCCAAUUAGCACAGGCUAGGGACUCCUGAAAGAAUAAUAACUGUAUUGGUUGCAAUCAAAAGUUUUUAAGUGGAUUAAAUCCAUUUAUCAGUGCUGCUGCCUGUUUUCUACCCUGCUUUUAUAGGAUUGAGAAAAACUGAACAGAUGACUCAAGGGGAAACCUUUGCCUUUAUAGAAAUUUAAGAAUAAACAUGUAGAACUGAUAGCAAGGAUUAAGAAUGUGUUAGAUUUCUAAGCAUCUCUUCUGAUAAAAGUAAAAUGUAGCUUUGUACAGUUCAUCCAGUUAGGCAGGCUUUUUUUGCUGGGAAAACAUCAAGAGUUGUGUCAACCAAAAAAACCAAAAACCAAAACAAAACUGCAGUGGGAACGACAGUAUGUUCAUAUCCUGUCCAAAAAAACACAGCUGUUUCCUAAAUGGACUUAAUUGUAACCUGAACUUUUACUUGGCAUGAUUACCAAGUAUAUAUUUUUAUUUUCAGUAUGUAUGACCAACUGCCCUACGCUGAUUGUUAUGGUUGGGCUCCCAGCAAGAGGGAAGACCUACAUCUCAAAGAAAUUGACACGCUACUUAAACUGGAUUGGAGUACCCACAAAAGGUGAUUGCUUUUUUCUUCGUACGUUACAGAUUUUGUUGGGAGUAGGUUGCUUAAAAUUAUUUUGUUAACUUUAAUGUUAUGAUUUUUUUUUUAUAGUGCUAUCUGAGUGCACGACACUUUGGGACACACCUGGGCAAACCAUGUUCAUCUCUUGACUAAUUCCCCUGUGGCCCCCAGCUGAUUCUCUCCUCUCCCCCCCACAUUGAGCUGGUUGACAUUGGGCACAGCUGAGGAGUGCAGCGAUUGGUGUGCUCUUCAGAGGUUUUCAGCACUAAAAAGCUGGGCAGUGGGAGGGAUGUGAUGAAUCCCUGAAAUCCCACCAGGUGCUUUCUUCCCCCAACCCAAUUGUCCAGUUGAUUGGUGCUGGGAAGAUCUGAGGAGUCUCCUGAUUGGACCACUUGCAGAGGGCAUAGCGUGAUAAUCAACAUGUUAGUUUGAGAAGGGAAAGGAAUGAGUUAUUUUCAUAUAACCCAAGAGGACCCAUUCAUCAACAAACAGUUUCAUCUGUUCUGUUUUUAUUUUCCUUAAAUUUUGAACUUGUCAUGCAGCCCAGUCUUAUGAUGACCAUUGAGGGAAAGGGGAACUUCCCUCUCAUUAGUACAGCUUGUCAUAUGGCUGUGUUGCUUAAAAUCAGCCUGGCGAUUUAUGUAUUACUGUCUAAAGUUGAGCUGUUGCUGAUUUACUCUUAGAUGAACAUUAUAUUGACAAGAAUCUAGAAAAUUGCUGAGGUUGCUAGGAAUUGUUAACAUUUGCUACAGGUCUUCAAGUGUUAUGUAUUUUAUUACUUUGUGGAUCCAAAGGUUGCCUUACCUGAAGGCUGAUUCAUACACUCCCGAGUCACAAUAUUAUCCAAACCAGGAUACAAGUUGGUUUAAAAAAACAGAACGUUAUUUACUGUUUUCUUCUGCAAACUCAUUCUGAGUAAAGGCAGCCAGGCUUCAACUAAACUACCAAGACCUUGUGUCAACCCAUUGGUCUACACGCGAAGCCUUUCAUACAGUGGGAAUUCUGAGGGUUGUGAAUCAUGCAGCCUACAGGUGUUAGCCUAUGAGACUCGCAACAUGAGGCUGUUCUCACAGGGCUUGCUCCUAGGUGUGCACACAGGGCUGCAAUCUAAUACAAUGGGAAGCAAGAACCAACAUGCAUUAUCUAGUUGCACUCCUUACAAAACCCUGUAAGGUCAAUAAAUAUUAUUGCCUUCCUAUAUUGCACAUGAUUUGAAGCAGAGAGAUUGUAGCCACCUGUUGAGUAAAUGGCACAGGUGAGAUUGAAACCGGGGUGGGGGUAGGGUUCCUGAUUCAUAGGAUCAGGAUUGAUGCUAUUCUAUGCUACGCUGGCUCAUCUAUACAUCAUAGGAGAAAGCAGAUGUUGCUAAAGCCAAGUUUCUUGAUUUUUUUCCAUGCAGAAUUUAAUGUUGGUCAGUAUCGGCGAGACUUGGUAAAAACAUACAAGUCUUUUGAGUUCUUCCUGCCAGAUAAUGAAGAAGGCCUGAAAAUUCGAAAGUAAGUUUGUAAUGUGUCUUUUUCCUUUUGCUUCACAGUGUUGCUUUGAUCUGCAGGAAUGUUUCGUGUUUUCAGCAUUUGAGGCAGCUGCUACCAGCUCUUAUCAAUUCAAGGAAAGGGACCCUACAAUGGCUCAAAUUAUUGACCAGCCCUAAGGGUUGCGUUCCUCGUACAGAUUAUAAUCUUAGUACUGCUAUACUAGCUAUAUGGUCUGAAAGAAAACUUUUAACUUGUUUCUACAUUUUUAAAGUGUGUGUCUUGGAUGCCUGUGUAAAAUAGGUUAAUUGAUUCCGAAAUUUUGUAUUUUGCUUUUAAGCUUGCUGUAGACAACGUAAGUGCCAUGUAUAUUUAAUGAUGCAAUUUUUUCAGGAAUAUAAUUGUUAUAUUAUCUCUUCUUUUUAAGACAGUGUGCCUUAGCAGCACUGAAUGAUGUUCGGCGAUACCUUUGUGAAGAAAAUGGGCAUGUGGCAGUAAGUGUUUCUCUCACCUCUUUGCAAAAAACAACACCCCAAACCAUUAACUAGCUGCAUUUUCUGACAUUAGUUACUGACACCACCGUUCUAAAUGCAAAAUUAAUAUUGCAAUAUUGUUCAGAGCAGUGUGGGUUUAAUUAUUGAUUCCAUACUAGAUGGAGAUUAGGAUGACAUGUUUAUGAAUUAUACUGGAAAGGUGUGGAAGAGAGGUUAUGAGAACCUCUUCUCAUAAAUUCUGCUUUUGGAAGCAUCUCUCCUGUUUGAAAUAUGAUGUUAAGUUUCUGGUGCAGUAAAUGUUCAACAGAAUUUGCAGUGUUUCCAUUUUUCUCCUCUUCUUGCUUUUUGAAUUCCAGUGAGACGUGUAGUGUACAGUUUGUGCUGCAUAGAGUUUGUGAUGUUGACAUAGACCUUGCAUGAUUUUUCUAAGAACAGAAAGAAAUGAUAACCCAGUAGCCAUCCUUGACCCUCAUUCAUGCAGCUGAUUCCCCCUCCCUUCCUGUUGAUGUGCCUUUUGCUACUUACUGGUUUCCUUAUUUUAAUCUUUAAAAUUGCCCCUCAGUUUUCUAGCCUGUAAUGUUUGUUUGCAUGGCUUUGUUGGUGUUACACAAGGACAACAAUGAAAUGUGUGGGAAGGCAUAGCAUACCAGGAAAGAAGAAGAAUUCCCCACAUAUUUCAUACUUACCAUUCUUCAUUGUUCAGAAAUGAUCGGUUCCAGUCCACUCACAUAAUAGCAGUUUUCAAAAGCUUUAAAUCCAGCUCUCAAAUGCUAUGAAUCAAACCUUAGUCAAACCCACUGGAAGUUCUUAAUUGUCUAGUCCAACAUUUGUGAUCUCCUGGCAAAUGACCUGAACUGUGAGGACUAAAUGAUAAACCUGAUUUGAUGUCUCAGUAUAUACUUGUGGUUAGUGGUACAAAACUGUUGAGUUUAUUGCACAAAACAACAAAAAGCGAGCAUGAAUUUUUUGGGGGAAGGGAUACCAAAUUUGGGGAUUUGCGUUGGGCUAUUUGGACUGCCUCCUAUCCUUGUUCCAUGAAGUGAACCAAGAAUAAACUUUGUACCUCUGUGUUUAAACAUGUAUACUUCACAGAGCCAGUAACAUGAAUUUGCUAAGUGCCUGUAUUUCAUUUUUACAGGUACAUGUAAAAAGUUUGGUGGGGAAAGAGUAGUUUGUGACAAAUCUGUUCUCUUUGGUUGCUGUUACAUGAGAUCUACUCCUUCCGGGUUGUACCUGUAUAUUUUCUAAUAUAGCAUUUAUUUUUCCUUUAGGUUUUUGAUGCCACAAACACAACAAGGGAACGCAGAGAAACCAUCUAUAAGUUUGGGGAGGAAAAUGGGUAUAAGGUGAGUUAAGAGCCAAGAUGUUUGAAAUGGCUCGUAUGGGGGAGUACAGACUGAUGCUUUGUUCUCAAUACAUGAUAGUUAAGAGAUGGCAUUGACUGGAACUUCAUGUGAUAUUUGCCAGCAGCAGUCUUGUGGAAUAAGUAUCGCCUUCAUUAAACCAUCCUAAUUGCAGCUCCUAACGUGUAGUUAAUCAGUAGCCCUGUUUGCUCACAAUGGGUCCUAGCAACUACUGUGCUAAUGGUUACUGCCACUGACUGGGAGACAGGAUUCUGAGACCCUGUUCUAGGAUUUCAGACGGUGGGCUGGAAUAAACUGUCUUUCUCCUUAGCAUAUAAUAGUUGUCUUAUUAGCAUUUAACUCCCUUGUCAGUACAGCUUCUCUGUGGGUGGAUUGCUUUAUGGGGAAGCAUGCAGUUGCAAUGCAGGUAGCGGGAUGAAACUGCAGGGCUGCCUUCCCAACACAGGGGCCUCUUCUCCUUACCUUGACAGAGCUGGGUUGGGGUAGUAAUGGGGUUGAGGCUGUGCAACACCCACCCCACCCAUGGUGCUUCCACUGGUGCUUCUGCUUUGUCCAGUGAAGCAACAAUGAUGCCAGUAUUCCAAAGGGCAUCUCUGUGACUCUGCCUCACCCCACACCCCACUACUGGGGCCUGUAUUCUUUGUUCAUCCUCCCAAAGACACCUUGCAUAGAGUUCAUCUCAAAAGCAUCUAUGUUUGUUAACAGUUUGUAAUACUGCAGAUAAGUAUUCUGUAUUUAUACUUUUUUAUUUGCUGGUAGGAACGGCCUUUUUAUACACCUCUUACUUUCUGUGUCUGUUUUGUCUUUGCUGCUGGCAAAUCAACAGUGCUGCUUCUUCAUCACAGCAGACUUCACUGACAGAGAAGUAGUAUGGUGUGUCAACACCCCAGGCUUCUACUUUGUGCUGCAAUUUUGGAAAGAAGCUGUACUUUUUGAUCAGAGGUUAUGUCAGGCUACAGUAAGGCUUCGCUACUGUGCCUUAGGCUCUAAGCCAGUGUGCCGCCUGACUCCCUUUCAAUGACUUGCCCUCUUAAUUUGCAACUGCUUCAUUAACACUAUGCUGUUUGGAGGUGCCCAAAAGUAACAGGGGAAAUGCAUAAAGUUUGAUCUCUGAUGGGAUGUUCAGCAGAAGGCGUAUUUAAAGGCAAAACAUAGUUUGCAAGACUAAAUAUUCUGCUGACUACACAAGCCUGCAUUUGCAGUAUUAGCCACUGGAUCUGUUCUAACCCUUUCCCUCUUUUGUCACUUCCAUAAUUGUUUGUUCCUGUUUGGCUCAAAGACUUUCUUCGUGGAGUCAGUAUGUGUUGAUCCAGAAGUCAUUGCUGCAAAUAUUGUGGUGAGUAUCAACUUCUGCUUUUAAAAGAAGGAAAAGGUUUUAUGUCUCAACAUAAUUUCCAAAAUCAGCCACAUGGUACAGCUGCUUCUUUUUACCCUUCUCCAUUUUACCUACUUUUAUACAGUCGUUUGGAUUUAUGGAUUGCACACAAUCUGUUUCUGCAAUUUUCUGUUGAAUAUUGCAAUUGAAGGCAUUUGGCCCACAAUGCAUCCUGCAUUCCGCUUCCUGGCAAAUCUUGGACAUUAUUAGAUGCAAGGCUUUGUCAGAAUUGCUUUGAACAAAAUCUCUUGCAAUGUCCACUCCAGUUUCUUCAUAAUCAUCAUCUUUUUUUUAAAGGAAGUUUCAAGAUACGUUUUAGUUGAAAAAACCUAGCUUACAAGCAGGCAACCAUUUUUUCCUUGCAAUACAGGUUACACGUGAUGUUUGCUGUUGUGCAAAUUUGUUAUCUUAGCUGCUAUUAGACCAUAUUGGAGUACUGGUCCAUCCAGCUACGUAUUAUCCACACCGACAGGCAGCCUGUUCCCAAGGUUUCCAGCAAAAGUAUUUCCCUGUCCUACCUGGUGAUGCCAAGGAUUGAACUUGGAUCAGGCCAGUGGGCUAUCUAGUCUAGCAUUCGGUUAUCACUGUGGUCAAGCAAAUGCCUGCAGGAAGCCUUCAAGCAGGACCUAAGCUCAUUAGCACUCUCCACAUCUGUGGUGUCUGGUAUUCAGAAGCAUACUGCCUCUUGACAGUGGAAGUCAAACAUGGCGGUCAGUGUUUGUAGCCAUGAUCGCCUCUAUGAAUUUGUCUAAUCCUCUCUUAAGGAUGAUGACCAGCACUGCCUCUUGUAGGAACAAAUUCCAUAGUUUAACUAUCUUCUGUGUGAAGAAAUACUUCCAUUUGUCUCUCCUAAGUCAUCUGACAUCAGUAUCAUUGGAUGUUGCAGCCUUCUGGUGUUAUGAGAGAGGGAGAAGAACUUUUGUUUAUUCACUGCCUCCACACUAUAUCCAUACACCUUGUACACUUCUAUCAUGUCACUCCUGACUUCUCUCUUUCUAAACUGAAAACCCUUAAAUUUUAUUGUAUAUUGUUAACUGCUGAUUUUAUUUAUGUUUUGUAAAAAGAAUAGGAUAACUUAACACUGACUUUUAUUGAUGCUUUAAUUUUAUGUUUUAUGCUUAGAACAGGUUUUUUUUAAUAGAUAAGUGGUAUACAAAUUUCAUUAAAUAAACAAGAGUAAUUUUUUUAAAAUAAAAAAGAACCCCAUACUUUCUUUCUCAAUCAGCAAGUGAAGCUGGGAAGUCCUGAUUAUGUUGACUGCGGUAGCGAUGAAGCUGCAGAAGACUUCAUGAAAAGAAUUGAGUGUUACAAGAAUUCAUAUGAGACGCUAGAUGAAAAUCUAGACAAGUAAGUCUCCGUGUUGCUUUGUUUACCUUCAGAAACUUAAUUCUGCCUAUGUGUGGCUUAAUUCUCACUGGUGUGAUUAAAUCUAUGCCUAUUUGAGAUUUUCCGCUUCAGAUUGCAGGUGGGGAUCACUCGAUUUGAAUUCUCAUCCAUGCAUAAAAAAAUCAUUAGUUGUACUUGGAAAACUAGGAGGGGAAAAUAAUCUAGUCCAGCUUUCUUCUUGACAUUUUAGUUUUCUACAUGUAGGGAUAUAUUUUUCCAUGGGGAAGCACAUAGGAGCCCAGUUCUGCAGCCUUAAAGUGCUGCCAAGACACAGGUUUAUCCCCUCACUGGAAUAAAAAAAUAGAGAGACAGGCACCUCCUAACAACCUUAUGCUUACCAUGGAAAGUCACCUAUGUCCUGUUGGUCCAGAUUGUGGAGAUCACACAAUAAUAAUGAUUUUACACCCACACCCACACCCCUAUUGCUGUCUAGCGGCAACAGGAAGCAUUCCUCAGUACCAGGAAAAAUAUACAAAGUGUCCAUACCGGACUUACUAUCAUUUCACUGAAAUUGCUUAGAAGUUGCUUGCACAGUUGCCCAAUAACCUUCUUUCUAGGAGGGUUAGAACCUUAAAAAAAAAAAUGAAUGAAUGAAUGAAUGAAUGAAAACUCGAGAGUUUUGGGUACCAGUGAAUGCCUUCACGUUUGCCAUGGUGCCUGUGGCUGCUUGGUGGGCAACCUAUGCCCUAAUAGAAGUAAAAUUUCCACACACACACUUUCAAUGAGGACUGGGGAUGCUAAAUGGGCACAGAAUGCUGACUGACUGUUGAAGGGUGGGGAAUUAUUAUUUAUUAUUAUUUAUUACAUUUAUAUACCGUCUAUACCCGCUGGUAUCUCCUGCAAAAGGGCAUGGCUGCCUGACUACCUCCACCACUAUAACCAGGAACACCAUACGUUGCUGCUGGUCCUGCUUGCCUUAACUAAUGGCAUGUUAUCGGGAUUGGAUAGUUCUUCCCAUGUGUAAAAGCCAUUUACUUGGGCUUAGUCCCAAGAGAAAUUAUGUUAGGGUAUAAUUGCGUACUACCCAACUUCCCCUUGCUAGUUGUUCUGGGGAAGUUGUUCCCAUCAUAUUCUAGCACAUGGUAAAAACAACCCCUUAUUUCUGGUGCCUUUGGAGGAGAUAAAUGAAGCACUGGUCUGAAUAUUGUAGUUUUUACAUAUAGUUUUGUCUCUUACCGUGAAUAGGGAUCUUUCUUAUAUUAAAAUAAUGGAUGUUGGACGGAGUUACCUCGUGAACCGAGUCAUGGACCACAUUCAGAGUCGGAUUGUUUACUACCUCAUGAAUAUCCAUGUAACUCCUCGCUCCAUCUACCUCUGUCGGCAUGGUGAAAGUGAACUCAACCUAAAGGGAAGAAUAGGAGGAGACACCGGGCUGUCUCAUAGAGGGAAAAAGGUAGGGAUUGUAAUGUCUAAUGUAGGGAUUCUUUUUCCUUUCUUACCUUCAACCAAUUUAUAUUUAGACCAGCUUUCCCCUACAGGUGCCUCUUUUGGACUAUUAUUUCCAUCAGCUCCAGCCAGGACAACCAUGAUGGCUGGGGCUGAUGGGAAUUGUAACCCAAAGCUCCUGGAGGAAGACACCAGGUUUGGGAGGGCUGACCCCAGACUGUAUUUUAAAAUUUAAUUUUAACUGGUUAAACUUGUUUUGUGAGCAGGAUUCCCCCUGGCUGCCUCCUUCCUUCUGUAGCCCCCUGUAUCCUGUGAAAAACCACUACUCAAAGUCAGAAGACCCUCAAGAAUGGUGUCCAAUGUGACAUAGAAGUGCAGGGGAUGGGGGGCGCAGUGAGAAGGGAAGACUGGUAUAGAUUAGGGAAUGUCCCGCCCCUUUUGCACAAGUGGGAAGUGUAUGGUAGUUGGAGAAGUGCUCAAUUGGACCCAAGCUAAAGAAUAGCAAAGAAAAGCUGAAUAUCCGCUAUGGCCCUCAUUUCACAGGCCAACAGACUUUGUUUUGUUGAAGGCAUACACGGAGCCUUUUUGAAAGACACCCAUUACCUCAUGGUCAGAGAAUUAGGUCCUAUUGGCAUCUAACUCGACUGGAGUGCUUCAGCUGCAAUUUCUUCAUGACAUUAUUAUUUGACGUGCUUUUACAGUUUGCCAAGAGUUUGGCACAGUUCAUUAACGAGCAAAACAGCAAAGAUCUGAAAGUAUGGACGAGCCAGAUGAAAAGGACCAUUCAGACUGCAGAGGCUUUGGGAGUGCCUUACGAACAGUGGAAAGUUCUGAAUGAAAUAGAUGCGGUAAGAUCAUCUCGUGGUCACAUCUGAAAUGGUUUUGAAUUUGUAUGAUGGAAAGAGACUUACUUUAUGAUGCAUCAGUAGGAGUUCUCCAGUGUGUGUUAGAUUGCAAGUCUGCAGGGACUUGUUUUCAUAAUUUAUAGGUUGAGUGGCACCUAGCUAUACAUAUGCAUUAUAAAACAGUAAUUGCAUUUGUCAUCAUUAUUAGGAUUAGAAUGUAAUAAUGAUUAGAUUCAUGUUAGUCCACCAUCCUUGAGAAGUCCUUCAAGCCUUUACAGUGGUACCUCUGGUUGCGAACGCUUCUGGUUGCACACGCUCUGAGUUACGAGCUCCGCUAACCCGGAAGUAGCUGCUCCUGGUUGCGACCUUUGCCUAAGGAUGUGAGCGAAAAUCGUGCGCCAGAGGCGUGAGCGCAGCGGGACACGCCAUUGCUGAAAGCGCGCCUCAGGAUAAGAAUGCCGGUUUCCGGUUACGAACGGACCUCCGGAACGGAUUCAGUUCGUAACCAGAGGUACCACUGUAUCUCACUUUGGUACUGGGCUUUAUUAGUUCAAUUAGAUCUGCAUUGUAUUUCUCAUUGAAGCAUCACUCACAACUUACUUCAGGGUAUUUUUAAGUGAAAUCAUUGAUCAGCUCACAUCCUCAAAGUUCUAAAUGAAGAACACCAUGCUCCCCAUCCUGCAAUUCAAAAUGCAUUGGGAGUGUGCAGUGAGGAAAGUGUGCAGAGUAUAUGAUCUGUAUUAUCUCCGGCAAAAAAAGAAGGAAAGGGACAUGAAAAUAGUGUGUCUUCUCUUCUUGCAGCUUUUGCCGCAAGGAUAGCUGGCAGGACUGUGUAGAUUGUACAAGUAACCCAAGCACUUGCUUCAGGUAGCAAGACGCUUAAGACGGCAUGGCAGUGAAGUCUCAGUAAAACCCAGGAUUUUUGCAACACCAUAAAAGUGUGUUAUACAAUGCACACCUUCAGGGGGAGGGGAUGUCGCAAGCACUGUUUAAAUGUAUAUUACGUUGUAAACUCCAGUGCCCUUAUGGAAUUGGCAGUAGUUGUAAUAGUAAUAAAAAUACUUCCAUAGUUCUUUUUGAAAAUCCAGACCACUUACAUAUAGUGUUUUUAUAGUGCUUUCUACAACCUAUGUAGUCAACAUAAGUCAAUACUGUUCUUCCCAUAUAGUAGAGGAGAUGGGUGUCUGAUGUUGGGAGUGUCUUAUGUCAGAUGAGCAACCUCUGUAAACAGCGCAGUCUUUUAGCCAUAAACCUACACUAAUUCUCAUGUUUUCGUUGUUUUCCUAGGGAGUCUGUGAAGAAAUGACAUAUGAAGAAAUUCAGGAACAUUAUCCAUUAGAAUUUGCUUUGAGAGACCAGGACAAAUACAGAUAUAGAUAUCCUAAGGGGGAGGUAUGCUAUUUUGUUAUAUUUUCUCUUCUUGGAUGAGAAGUGUGUAAGAAUACCUAGCAGCAAGUGGGAUGCUAAGUGCAAUGUUUAAAGGGGGGAGGGGGAGCUUUUGAGGUAAAGGGGAAAAGCGAUUUUUUCAUACUAGCUCUACAAAAGUCUUUCGGCAGAUUUCCCUCCAUAAUAUCUAUCUCUAUCUCAAGUUCUCACUUGUAUACACAUGUGUUAAGCAUAGCAGUUUGUUUUAUGUUCAUUGCGGUAUACCUUUUUGUUUCAAAGGGUUUUUUUUUUUUUUGUUAAACUGAAAUACCUUUUUAACCAUUCAAAGUUGUAGGCAGUGCGGAUGAAAAUAUUGAGCCGGGCCCACCACCUUUCAUGUAUUCCUUGAAUGUAUGGAGAAAUAAUUUCUGAGGGGGGCUAAAAUAAACUCAUAUGGUUGAAGCAGAGUUAAUUCUGCAUCAGGUGGUCCAGUCUUCUACAUACUUGCAUUAGAGGUCAAGCGUUAAGCUGUGCUUGGAACAGCUGUUCCAAUAUUUGUAAUAUGUGCAACAUGCCUUAUCGUUAGCUGAGUGUUCCACCUCCCAUGAGUUGGCUGUGUGAUCACCAGAACAGUGCUGGGUCCCAGGUGGCCAUUAUUUGUAGCACAUUGAAGCAGCCAUGUCAUAAUAGAGAAAGCUUUCUAGAGUUGUUUGCUAACCUUUCAGAAAAAAGAAAUGGGUUUUUUGUUUGUGUUAGCGGCCGUGCACCCAUGCUUAAUGGCUAAUCUUUGGUGUUCUUAGCUGUAAUUUGUUCAUGCAUUCAUAGAAGUAGCAAAGGUGAAUUACUGACUAAGAGUUUCAGGGUGGUUAGGCCCCAAGAAGUGCUAGUUUUCAUUAAUAUUUACAAAGUAAACGUAUCAUUACAAAAUGAGUCAUUAGAUCAAAUCUUGAUAUCUAACAACUUAACUAAACAUGUUCUGAGUCCAAUUUACAAACUGGCAGCAAAUUUAGAUACCUUGGGUAAUUUGUAUAAAUCAGGUAAUUUGUAUUAAUCAAAAUGGGAAAAAGGUUUAAUAAAGAUAAUCCUUUCAGCAUGGGAUUAGCUGUUUGCCUUGUACACAACAAUGAAAGAGAAUUUCUAUAGACAGAUGUUCAGGUACUAUUUGAUACCACAAAUAUGUACAAACAGAGGUAAAUGUUGAAGGUUUAACUAAUACGGUGAAUAUGUAUCAUAUUUUUGGUCAUACCCCCAGAUCAAGUGAUAAUUGGGUUUUCAUCAUAAGGGAAAUAACAAAAUUACAGUUUUUGAUUUGCAGUGGACCUACUGGUUAUCUUAUUAGGUUUAUAAAAGGCAAACUAUUAUGGAGAUCUUUAACAGCAGCAGGACUCUGUCGGUCACAAAAUGGAUAAACCUUCCUUUAUAUAGAAGACUCUGGUGCUUGAGAGCAUUCAAUAUGGCUUACUCAAUUAAGCUUACAAACAUGAUGGAAAUCAGAGAAGGGAGACAGCAAAGUUACAAAUUUAUUAAGUAGAGCUUUUUAAAUGAAAUGAAAUAAAAUGGGAAUGAUUAAGUAUAUGAUACAGCUUAACCACACUCACUUUGGUACUGAUUUCUGUGAUGGUGCAUUCUUUCAAGAUAAAUUGGUUUAAAUUUAGUGUUUUGUCUUGUACGUGUGUAUGCACACUUAUCUGCAGAACAUCUUAUUAUGUUUUGUCUAUAAUGGACAGCUCUUUGUUUGCUCUGUGUAUACAGUCAAGAGGUUGAUUAUAUUGUUGAUUUCUCCCCCAGUCAUACGAAGAUCUUGUUCAAAGGUUGGAGCCAGUGAUUAUGGAGUUGGAAAGGCAGGAAAAUGUGCUUGUAAUCUGUCACCAAGCUGUUAUGCGCUGUCUGCUUGCUUACUUUCUGGACAAGCCUGCAGGUAAUUAUAUUUGCCUUAACAUGGAGAAUUUUCACCUUGGUCAAUCAAUAACAAUUUCGUCCAACAAUUAUUUCAUGUGCAUCCUAAAUGAGCAGGAAAAAUGCUGCUCUUCAUGACUCAUGUCAGACUUACAUUUUCACCUGUGCAUGGGUCAAAUGCUUCUUUAAUCAACACUUGCUUUUCUGGGAUAUCAGCAUUGCUUUUGUGAACCUCCUAUGCUCUAAGAUCAUCUAGGGAAGACACUCUCUGGGUUUUUCAGCCUUCUGUUGUCAGGGCAGGGGAGAUCUGUUCCACCCCAUCCCUGUCCCAUAAUGGUGCUCCACCUGUGGAAUACCCUCCUUAAAUCUGUGUUCCUGAAGCCUGUAGUUAGGAGCUUUUAUUCAGGAGUUUAAAUUCUGGGUGCUUUUUAUUAUGGCAACUUCUGGAAUUUUGGAUAUCUGAGUUCUCAAAGGAUUUGUUGCCAAGAGACGGCAUGGCUGUAUCAUGCCUGUUUGUUUUUAUGAUGGAAGUUGCUUCAGUUUUCUUUGAGAUAGGAUAAAACUAUAUUGAAUAAAUAAAUAAGGGAUCCCCAACCUUUUGGACUCAGGGGAACAUUUGGAAAUCUAACAAGCUAUCACAGGUACCACAAAAUUCUUCAGUUUCACAGAAGAAGAAAACAACAACCUGAUAAUCAAAAGGGCAAAUAACACAAAUUGCCCCAUGGACAAAACAAGCAGGAAAUAUCUUCCAAAAAAUAAGCACUGCCGCCCCCCCCCCGCCACAAGCAAGCAAGCAGCAGCAAGAUAUACACACUGAGAGACAAUUAAACAAAAUGCAAGCGGUGGCAGAAGCCCUUUAUUUCCUUUCUUUUCUGUUGUGUUUUGGGGAUGGGGCACAGGAAGGUUAGGCACCAUCCUCUGAGAGUCCCCACACUCUUUUCUUUGUCUUCCAAUGAAGAAUGCAUAUGUGGGGCCCAGAGGCUUUCUGGGAAACAAAAAGGAAGCAGGCAGAGCAGCUGGAGACCUACACAUCUCUUCCUUUGCAGCACAACCACUGCUAAAUGUGGUUUGAGAGAGAGAGAGACUUUCAAGAAAAGCUGUAUUUCCCCCCCCCCCCCAAAAAAUAUAUAUUUGUGAGUGGCUUGGAGCCCCGGUAGACACAAAGUAAAAUGUCUAGGGGUACUAUGGCAAGUGCAGGUGCCAUGUUGGGGACCACUUCCAUUGCUGCACUAACAUGGUUAGUGGUUUGGAAGAGGGGCAUUUCUGUUACUCUCUAUUAAGUUUAUUUUCUCUCCAUCUGUUUUAGAACAACUGCCUUAUCUCAAGUGCCCACUGCAUACUGUCUUAAAGCUAACCCCAGUGGCUUAUGGUAAGCUGUUCAAAAUGUAUUCUAUGAAUCUGUUUGUAUUUCAGCUAUUAACUGUACAGUGGACGCUCGGGUUGCGAACGUGAUCCGUGCAGGAGGCACGUUCGCAACCCGCAGUUUUCACAACCUGCAGCGGCAUGUCUGCGCACGUGCGGGUUGCGAUUCGGCGCUUCUGCGCAUGCGUGACCGCCCAAACCCGGAAGUAACCCGUUCUGGUACUUCUGGGUUUCGGCGCGUCCAUAACCCGAAAAAAUGCAACCUGAAGCGUCUGUAACCUGAGGUAUGACUGUAAUUAUUAUGGAAAACAUCACAUUUGUUGAUGGCAGGUAUCCAAUAGUUUAAAGUUAUUUGUAUAUCAAAAGGAAUUGUUCACUUUUUUAAUAAAGUUACCAGAAAGUCCAUGACAGUGUUUCAUAGCACCAUCCUACGCAUGCCUACUCAGAUGUAAGCCCUAUUGAAUUCAGAGAGAUUUACUCUCACGUUAGUGUGCAUAGGGUUGCACAUUGCAGAUUGUAAAUGUGCAGGUCAUCAUUGGGAUUUGAUUGCUUAGUUAAUCAUCCUGUUAAAAUUAAAUUUAUUCUUUUUGUCUCUGUUCUUCUUGAGUCUUCAGAUUGGGGCAGGCUAGGAAUUUACAUGAAACAGAUUGGCAAUAAAAUGUAGUGUGGUGGUGUUAAGGAUGCCAGCAAACCAUGCUCUCUUUGGGGAAACACAAUUCCAUGUCCCUCCGUCCCAAAUUUCAGUCUUCCCCUGCCUAGCAGACAAGUCAGCAUUCUAUGUCCUGUCCUCAUUGGGCUGUUUGGGGGAGAUUUCCCCAUUGUUUUGUGUGGUUUUUCUCUGUACCUGUACGAACCCUGCUGCUACCACCUCCUUGUGUGUAGAUGAUGCCAUUUUGACUAAAGGGUAUACACUAGGGCAUUGAGUUUAUUAUUGGUGUGUGAAGGAUAAAAAUUAGAACUCAUGCUGUUGAUGUAUUUGUAAGUUGACGUCACUGUUGUGUGUGAAAUGCUUGCCCUAUGAACUGAUUUAAUCUUAAGUAUUAUCUUCCGUUUCCUUUUGCCCAUUAUAAAAUUUCUGAAGCAGCAUAAGCUUUGGCUUCCUUUUCCUUUUCUGAUCUCAAGCCUGAGAGAGUUUGAAUCCUGAAUUUUGAAAUUCUAGCUGGUUCAACUAAAGUACAUUGGUUACCAUUCACUGUGUUCUUGUUCUUUGUAGCUGGAGUGGAGCACUCUUUUAAUAUGUGGUUGUUCUUUUAAGCAAACAGAAGUCUGUAGUGACAUCUAGUGUCCAAAAUAAAUUGUGAAUUGCAAAUUCAUUUUGUAUCUUAAUGCUUUUGUAUCUUAAGUCAUACUCUUGAGUAGAUCCAUUAGUUUCAAUGGGCUUAGUCAUUACUGACUUUUAAAGUAUUAUCAUUCCCAAUGUGGAGAUGGAAACAAGAACGGAUUUUACAGUGAUGGCGGCUCCCAAAACAAGGAAGACAAACAUCUGAAAGUUUACUUCUGUUUACAGGUUGCAAGGUGGAGUCUAUAUUUCUGAAUGUUGAAGCUGUAAAUACGCACAGAGACAAACCACAGGUAGGUGUCUUCUACUGUCACAAAUGAGAAUUUGCAACUCUGCAGGCGGAAUGGUGGUGGUGAUGGAGACUGGUUUAAAGUUGAAUAACUGGGAACAAGAAAGAAAAGCAGGGAAAGAGUUAAGCACUCUCUCCUGCCCCAGUUUUCCAUUCCUAAAGGCUAUUGUGGGAAUAUUGUAGGUACCUGUGCUUUGAUAUCUAGCUUCACCUUUGGAGUAUAGGUUUGUACACAACCAAGUAUGUAAGUGUGUAUUAUAUUAUAUUAUUAUAUUAUAUUAUAUUAUAUUAUAUUAUAUUAUAUCAUAUUAUAUUGCAAAGUAUGCUGCUAUUCUCUCAUAUUUAAUGCCCUGCAGGCAUGUUACCGCAACCUUUGUUGCAGCCCCUUCUUCUUUUUCCCACCCUUUUUCUUGCAUUAUGCCUUAUUUAGGCCACUCUGACUAUUUUCACACAUUAUUGAAGCAGCCUCAUUAAUGCCAGAUACCCAAAUUGUGUGGGUGCUUCUCCGUGGCUAGCUGCCUGUGUGGAUGUGAAGGAGAGCUCGGACCAGUUUUCUUUGUACUUUUGUUUUGUUUGAUUUUGACUUUACGCUUUGCUCUUCAUUUUAGAAGGAAGCCUCCCACUGAAUUCUCUGGCAUGCUGAAAGUUGGGAUGACUGUACUUAUUAAGAGGCUACUAGCUGUGUGGGGAGGUGUCUACAUGAUUUGCCAAUCAAGAGAGCCAUGUAUCCCCCUCCCCCCGUCUCUCAUGUAUGCACUAGGCCUGGGUGAUGAAUCAAUACAUUGGCCAGGACUGUUUUGAGGGCCAGAGCACGAUGGUGCCUUCAUCUUGGUGAUAUAUCGCUGGUGAAACCCUUGCCGCUCUUGAGUCAGGAUAACAAGAAUGUGCUGGUCAUGCCUGUUGAUGUUAUUGGAUUCAAGUAUGACAAAAUGGUGCAUAUUUAUAGCCCAAGUUAUGAGGUCAAACAAAAGUACAACCUGCACAGGAUAAAUGGCCUGCUCAAGUAUGAAGUCGGGCCUCUUAUAUCUUGUCGCUCUUACAUGUGUGGGUUUGGUGAACAUUAGAAUAAAAAUCAAGGGCUAUGUAUAAUGCAUUGCAAGAUAUAUUUAUGUAGACUGAACCAGUGGUAUUUAUUCUGCAAGUUUUUUAAUAAGUCCCUUGAGAAACAGUAACCAAAGUGAGCUAGUAUAGUGUCAUUGGUUUGAAUGGCCUGGGGUGAUGAUAAGAUUGGAAGCUCCCAAACAUGUCAUUAUUUCUACUAGAGAAUUAGCACACAAAUGCCUAAUUAUAUACCAUUAAAAAUAGAGGAAAAUGUGCUAUGUUUGCUCCUUUGUGAUGCUAGAAAAUGACCAGAUCUUCAUUAUAUACCUAUUUUUUUGUGAUGUCAUCACCUUCUGCACAUGGUCUCUGACUUAUUGAGGAGAAAUGAAAUAGAACAAGAGGUCAUGUGCAGUGGCGCACACAACAGUCAUUUAAUUUGAGCAUUUUUUAAAAUGAAGCUUGUAGUGGAUUUUGGAACUUCAGAUAAAUGCUCUGCAAAACAAAGGAAAUUGUUUUAUUCUCUGACAACUCAUCAUCUUCAUGCCUGCUUUACUUGCAUUUCAUGGAAUCUUCUCUCCUUCAUGACAACAUUAUGACACUCUCUAACUGCACAAUGCUUUCAUAAUACAGCGUAUGUCAUCUGAGUGAAUUUGGCAGCUAAUUAUACGACUCCACUUUGGGGAAAUAACAGUGCCUCAAUUGUGACAGUCUGUAGCCUUGUAUUCAGGUGAUGCUAUGGUGAGCAGUGAUGCAGAGCAGAUAGCAAGCUGUUCAAUGAAAGCCCUAAAAACUGCCACGAUUAGGAAUUGUGCUGCAGUUGUGCUGCCACCCAAUUGUUUGCUUAACUCAAGACAGUAUUUUCAUUGCGUUAAGUCGCUCUGUUGGAUCUGAAUGCUGUGUGUUUUUAGCAGCUUUAACAGUGUUGCCUUACUCUUUUGAUCAAGGAGUGUUUCACAAAUGACUCAUCCAUGGCCACUUGGUUGGUAGGCAGCUGUUAACGGUUUCCAUUUAAACUGUGUGUGAAUAAAAAGGUGAGAGAGAAGCUUUUCUGGACAUGCUGAAGCGUUUAAGAAACGCUCGUUCUGUAAAAUGUGCAAGUCCUUGAAAGGCUACCAUGUGUAUGUUUGUUUGUUUGUUUGUUUGUUUGUUUGGGUUGGUUGAUGCAGCGGCACAAUACCAGCAUUCAGUUCUGAUCUGGCUUCAUGGUGCAUAAUUGUGUGAAACUGCAGGAAGAACAGAACCUGGAUGAAAACAUUAGAAUAUAUUUUUGAGAUUUAGGAUUGGUUUCUGUCAGCUGCUCAGUGUCUCAUAGGUUUGAGUUGCAGGGUCUCUGGCUCAUCGUAAAGGAACAUAUUUUGGUUACUGUAGGUAUCCUCUUGACAGUGAUAAGAUUGUCCUUUAGGAUUGAGCAGUAACUCUAUUUUUAGUGAAGUUUCAUGGGAGAUUUUUUACCAUGUUCUUGCCAUCAUAUUCUUGAUUAUGGUAAAAUGAUACUGGAUAUCAAAUGAAUCAAAACAGCCACUAAGACUUUUUUCCAAGGCUGCUCACAAUUUUAGCCAGCCCUGGCUGCCAAAUUCCUGUUUUACAAUGUUUGGAUACUGAAAGUAAGUAGUUAUUGUAAGCGGCACAGUUUUGGGUAGCAGGUUUAACGAUGUUUUGUCACAAUAAGAAUACAAGCCGGCCAUAUACAUGUCUUCCAAUAUUACUAGCCAACCUGUGUACACACACAGGGGUGCAGUUCCCUACUCACAUAGUUGGGAGUAAAUCCCAUAGAACACAGUUUCACCUGUUUCUUAGGAUUGAUUGCCCAUAAAAGCAAGCCCGAGAGUAAAAAACUAUGGUAAUGCCAGCACGUUUCAGGAACCCUCUUUGUUGUGAGUUAUUUUGGGGUUAGUCUGAAAGUUUGUUUGGGCCAUGGAUGAGAGCCAGGAGGCUGAGAGGUGUUGUAGAAGGUGAAUAUGCUGUCUGUAAAUAUUUAUUAGUAAUUUCUGUGAACUGUUUCAUAUGAGGGUUCCCCCUUUCUGUAGACUGCUUAAAGGUCUUUUUAUAUAUUCAGGAGUAAGGAAGUGCUCUAAAGGAAAUGAAUAAAUAAAAUGUGCUGCUUAUUUUUCCCCUCUUAGCCUUCCUGGUUAUCAGUGGAGAGAAAGGAGAGAGAUGUGAAAAGUAGUGAUGAUAUUCAUUAGCCGCAGACAGUUCCUGUGAUUAGAUACUCAUUUGGGCUAGUGAGUGAAUAAGAGAGAGAGUGUGCCCUCAUCCAGGUGGUGGCCUAGUCCUCAUUUCUCCCGCUCCACUUCCUGCUUCUCAGCCAUGUUUGUUGUUUUUCUGUUUUGCAUUAAUCAGGACUGUUAUGGCAAGCACAGGUAGUGUUAUCCCAAAGGGAAACUUUUCCUUCUUCUUCUUUAUCCACAAUUGAAGAGUUCCCAAGUUCCCAGGGUGGGUUCAGGCACUGCUAGCAUAAGCCUAAAGCAAGGGAGAUUGACAUGUUGUUGGACUACAAGUUGCAUCAUCCCUGACCAUUGGCUGUCCUGGCUGGGGCUGAUGGGAUUUGGAGUCCAACAGCCUCUGGAAGGCAGUGCAUUGACAACCCUUGCCUUAAAGGUUCUGAGAAGGCAACGGAUAGUGUUCUGUUCUUCUGUCGUUUGUUCUGAACCCAUUUGUUCGGAGGUUUCUAGUACCUAAGUUCACAGCAUUUUGUGCUCCUGAUACAUAAAUACUGCUGCUGCAGUUGCACUGGCACAACCAUGAUGCAGUGCUAGCAUAGACCCAUGAUGCUUCAGCAGUGAAUUGACCUUAAGAGUUCUGUCUUCAGCUGUUCCUGCUGUGCUGAUAAACUUCAGAACGUGAAGGCACAACUUGUGACAUUUCAGAAGUCUGAAAGGGGCCAAUGAAAGGAAAUGGUUUCCAGGGCUGAGGUGGCAGAAGAGGAGGCGAGGCUCUAAGGCCCAUUAGAGCUUCUUAUAAAAACAUCAGAAGAGCUUUCUGGAUCAGGACAAUGGCUCAUCUGGUCUAGUAUCCUGUUCUCACAGUGGCUGACCAGAUGCCUGCGGGAGACCAGCAAGCAGGAUUCGAUCACUCUCCCCUCCCGUGCUUUCCAACAACUGUCAUUCAGAAGCUUUGCUGCUUCCAGUUGUGGAGGCAGAGAAUAGCCAUCAUGGCUAGCCACCAUCAAUAGUCCUCUCCUCUGUGAAGUUGUCCAAUCUUGUCCUUCCUCACAAUGAGCAGAAGCAUUAUAAUAAUUUAUUAUUUAUACCCCGCCCAUCUGGCUGAGGUUUUUUUUUAAAAAAAGCUCAUGUACUUAUUCUGAGUAACUUAAAGAAGAGAACAGUCUCUUAAUGGUUGCAGGAUUUGAUCUAAUUUUGUGCCAAAUACUCAGUUAUUGGGGAGUUCUCCAUAUAAUUUGAGGGCUGUAGUUAUAGCUUCAUGACUGAAAGACAUGGAAAUGUAUGCUAUCCUAGACAGUAGGAACUACCAUAUUUUUCAGUCUAUAAGACGCCCCCAUGUAUAAAACGCCCCCUAUUUUUGGGGACUCAGGUUUAAGAAAAUAGGGGGAAAGGGAUCAGUGGAUAAGACGCCCCCUAAUUUUUGACAUUAUUUUUUAGGGGGAAAAACCUAGUCUUAUACAUGGAAAAAUACAGUAAUAUACAGGGGCUAAUGUCACAAUAUGACUAAAAUGAUUCCAGUAGAACCUAUGCACAUAGGAAUGUAGGAAGCUGUGUUAUACUGACUCGGCCAUUGGUCCAUCUAGUUCAGUACUGUCUGUAUUCAGUGAGUGACUCUCUCCAUGUUUUCAGAUAGGAGCUUUUCCUCCAGCUCUGCUUGCAGAUGUCAAGAGAUGCUCUACCACUGAGCUAUGGCCCUUCUCCUGGCACCCAACCCCCUCCCAACUGUUCACUUUUAUUUAAUGGUAUCCGGCUGAUAAGACUUGCUUUUUGCAGUAUGAAUGUGCUAUGCAUAAUGUAAUGAAUUACAAGCUUUUAAAUAUAGUUAUAUAGUUGAGAUACUCUAAACAUAAGCAGUUUCUGUGUGUGUGUUUUGAGGAGAGCUGCCAGCACUUAGCCUGUGGUCCACAGAAUUAUUAAAUGCAGUCUAUAAAGAGGGCAAUUCUGCUGUCUCUGUUUUAAAAAAAGCUUUAUUGCUCUAGAUAAGUGACUAUAUUUGUUAAUUUAACAAGCUCGGCUGUUUACUUGUGAAGAAAGCUGACUGGCCAUGUUGCAUGAUAAACAUUUUCCUCUGUAUUUUUAUUAUUACACAGAAUGUAGACAUUUCAAGACCUCCCGAGGAAGCCCUUGUAACUGUCCCUGCUCACCAGUGAAGCCCGUGUCCUGAUCAGCUAUGAAACGUGUGGUGCUUCUUUUCAUCAUAUUAUAUUAAAAUUAUUUCAAUCGUUCCAAUCACUUUGGAAUCAUCCACAGAUAAUAUCAGUUUUUGUGUAGCUCGUGGCUUUUAGAAAUCAAACAAUCAAAUCUUAUUGUCCCCUACCCCCUGGAUUGGAACUAAUUGGCUGAGCCAUCUGAUUACUGGCUUCUCUGAUAUAACGCUUGAUCAAUUGGUGAUUGCUAAUUUUAAACCUGAUGUUUUAUGUCCAUUACAGCUUGAUCAAACACUCAAACCCUGUUGGGAGAUAAUAUGGGGCAGUUGUCUAUUAAUGAGUAUUUUUAUUUUCUCUUGAGUGAUUGGAUUGUUUUACAUAGAGAAGCAUGUCUUUCUACAGUUAGUUCUGCAGCUAGUGAAUAGUAUCGGCAAUGUAGAUAGUCUGCUAAUUCAUAGAACCAUAGAAUUCUAUGACUGUUUAAUAGUAGCUUGUGGGAAAUAGUGUUCUUGCCCCUGUCUUUGUGGAAGAUGUAUUUCUGUGAUUUCAAAAAAAGGUCUGCAAAAUUUAUUAUGGGAUUAAUUGAUCAUUUAAAGUUUAAUUUGUACUUCUAAUUAUUUUGACAGCUGAUUUUUAAAAGCUAAUUUAAAAAUAUUGUUAGGUUUUUUAAAAAACAACAACUGCAGGUGGUGUUAAGACUCUUUUAAACACCCAUUAAAAAGAGGCCUUUCUCUUUUCGUUCACAUGAGAAGGAAUGCCUCUUCUAAGAGGUUGCCUGCUAUAACUAAACUAAACAUUUUAUAAGAAAAAAAGAAAUAUGCUUCUUGCUUCAGGAUUCUUUCAUUCUAUUCAGAUGCAAUUUCUGGAAAUGGCAUGAAUUUUAGUUAAUAGAUUCAAUCAGUCAACUAAGGUGUUUUUAAUAGGGUGGCAGCCCUAAUUUAUAAUUUAUAUGAAGAGGACUCAUAGUAGUAAUGUCUUAAUUUGUUUUCUUUAUAAAGUAGAAUCAUAGAAAUAUAUUUCUUCUACGGUUUGGCAAACGGAGGCAAACUGCUAUUGCUUACUCCCGUGAAGUUACUAGACAUUACUAAUACCAGGGUAAACAUGCAUUUGGAACACUUCUGGAUAGAACCACUGUCAAUAUGGAGUAAAGAAAUGGCACUUGUGGAAAGGAAUAAUACACAACUACUGCUUUCCCUGCUGCUUCUACAUUCUACGCUGUAGAUGGUGCAAAGUUGGGCUGCUGAGGGGUGUGGCCUGGGGAGAGAGGGUAUGUUGCUGAGGAGGAAGAGGAGGAGCCUGAGGAGAGUCCUGAGACCCAGACAGAGAAGCCCCCAGGCAUGAAGUUCCCAACCCCUGACAUAAAUUUACCUCCUUGGAGAUUCAAAAGCAGCUUCGGGGGGUGGGUCUGAGAAGAAAACAUUCUAGUGCACACAAUGGCAUUUGUGCCUCAAGAUGAUGCUCUAAAAUUCCAAAAGGAAAAAGGUGGAGCUUCCCCAUAUGUCGAGGUGGGCCAGUAAACUGCAAUACUUAAAAAAUAAAUACAGUGGUACCUCGGGUUAAGUACUUAAUUCGUUCCAGAGGUCCAUUCUUAACCUGAAACUGUUCUUAACCUGAAGCACCACUUUAGCUAAUGGGACCUCCCGCUGCCACCGCACCGCCGGAGCACGAUUUCUGUUCUCAUCCUGAGGUGAAGUUCUUAACCCGAGGUACUAUUUCUGGGUUAGCGGAGUCUGUAACCUGUAACCUGUAACCUGAAGCGUAAGGUACCACCGUAACCUGUAACCUGAAGCGUAAGGUACCACCGUAAAUCAUUUCAUACUUCCUGCCAGCCAAAUAAUUCCCAGGGUGAUUCACAAAACCAAACCAAAGCAGUGUAGCUACUGCUAACUUACAUACUCUAAAUUCUAAGCAUCUUGUAAACAAGUUUGGUAGGUGAGAAAAAGGGUUGUCCCUUGAAUCCUGCAAUGCCACAUAUAAACAAAACUAUUAUAGGGGCCAGAGAUGUUCCCAGGAACAGCCUCUCUCCCAGCAGAGGCACUUGCUUUGUUCAACUGAUUUUCACUAGACUUAACUUCAUGUUGGGGGUUGGGGCUGGAGAAUCAGCUUCGGUGGUGCUCAUGGUUACAUUGCUUAGAUCAGGAGUGGUCAACCCAUCAGCUAAGAGGAUGGCUUCUUAUUUGAAAAGUUUUUGGCAAUUUCUCUCCUCUCCCCGCGUCAGCAGAACAAACAAACCAAUGGCAUCAGCAUCACAGUGAAUAAACAAAAUGAAUUUGUGGGAAUUUUGAGUGGGGGAAGUGGGACUUUGAGGGAAAACAAUCAGCUAAAAGUAUAUAAAAGAAAAUACAAAUAGAAUGAAUUGGGGAAGGAAAGAAAUGGGUUGACUUUAGAUGGAAAGAUAAUAAAAGGGAUUAAUUUCCUUCUUUGGCCUUAGCCCACUUUACCGUGCUUCUCACAGCGUUGGGCAUGGGUCAGUGCAGCCCUUGGCUGGAAAAGGUUAGCCCCCUGGCUUGAAUCCAGGAGUUUUAGUUUUGUAAGAUCGAUAUCACAAUUAUGAUGAUGUCUCGUGGCAAAGUAAGGGAAAGGAGCACAUAUCCUUAUGAAUCUCUAGGUGGUCUUGCAUUUGAGAACUGAAACAAAAGAUCCUACAUAGUGGAUUUUUUGUUCUUCAGGACUGGUUAAGAUUUCUGUAUCUAUGUAUAUCUUGGAUUCCAUUAAGAUGUUUAACUGAUGUCAAUCUGAAAGGCCAGAUGCAAGACCUGUAACACCCUACAGUGCUUUGAUUAGGGAUCUCAUGUCUUUCCUGGAUAAUAGUCAAGGUCAGGCAUAGGCCUAUGUCUGGUCAAGGUAAUACAGGGAGGAGAGGAUCUGGAAGAUCAGGCUACGUAGUAUGAAACCCUAGCAGCAUACACAAACACACAAAAAAACACAAAUACCAAAUUUCACACAAAUUACAUAAAUAACCAUAGACACAUAAUUUUCUUGGCAAACAAUAAAACAUCUAUUGGUCUUAACACUAAAGACCCAACUUCCCGUCCAUUCCAUAUUUCAAAUUCAUAUUACUUAUUGCCAAUACACAUUUUUUUCAUAAUUAAACUUAUUCUCAAUAAAUCUAAUUUCUUCUAUCCCCCUAGCAACUAUUACUGAAGUUCCUUGAAUGCUCAAAUGCUGCAACAGAAUUUAAACUACUAUAUUUAUUUUUCAUAUAUUCUUUGAAAACCUCCCAUUUAGAAACAAAUUCCUGUUUUGAUUUAUUUAUGGAAAACGUAUUAGCAGCAAUUUUCUUAAAAGUUGCCAUGAACCAUGCAAACCUACACUGGAGCAGGUAUAAUCAUUAGGGUGCCUUGGGUAUGUGCCUUACACAUUUGUGUUUCGUACUUCCAUUGAAGAGUAGGAUGACUCAUUUCAUCCUGCAAAGAGAUGAGUUCACUGCUUCCAAAUCUGUUACCUGGAAAUCUCGCUUUUGGGGAGAUGUACCACUUCUGAUGGUGGAAAAAAGUUGGUUCAGGCUUUUAGAAUAAAAUGAUGGUGUGCUUGAUGGUAGGUAAAGAUCAUUGGGGCACUCAUUAGAGCUCCUUGGGUACAUGUCAAUCUGGCUCACUGACAGGACAAAAAGUUCAUAUUGUGCGGAAGAGUUGAGUACCGGAUGCAGUUGGACAGGACAAAGUUUGAAAACUCCAAUAGGAGUUUGAAAAUGUGUAAGGAAUGUUGGAAGCUGCUGCAUAUUAGAUCAGGCUCUUGGUCCAUGUAAGCCCAGUACUGCAGUAGCUCUCUAAGGUCACAGGCAGAGGUGUUUUGUAUUGCCCCCUAGCUGAGAUCUCAGGGAUUGAACUUGGGGUCUUCUGCAUACAAUGCAUGGGAUCUACCUUGUCCAAUAGCCCUGAUCUGAACACAACUAGAAAAAGAUUUGUACAUUUCAUUACACUGGUAAAACAAAGCCUAUGUAUAAAUGGCUUUUUUUGGCCUGAGCAAAAACUAUGUAGGGCGGUUUAAUUUGAUCUCAAGGAUCAGGUAGUAACUUGCAUCCAAUGGCUGCUGCUAGAAUGACUGUGGUCUAGGAUAGAAUGAGCUUCUAGGAUAGAGAUUUGCAAUAGGCAGCCUUUGAGUCCCUGAGGGGUAAUUUUUGGUUGUUCAGACAUUCUACUUGUGUGUAAAAACAACUUGCAAGUGGGGAGAAGUGCACUAAGCCUCACCCACUGUUUUCCUCAACACUUGAGUCACCAAGAUGUGGCUGGGCUACAACUCCCAUCAUCCCUGACCACUGGUCCUGCUAGCUAAGGUUGAUGGGAGUUGUAGUCCAACAUCUGGAAACCUAAGGUUGAGAAAGACUGAUCUAACUUGUAUAGCCUCUUGUAUCUGUGGAGGCUUCCUUAAGCAAUUUCAGACCUUUAUCUUCCUGGGUCCUUAAUCACACUGGAAGCCUCCAUGACUGUAGGAGGUUGUCUGCUUCAGAUGUUUAACAUCCCAACUUGUGGAGGGUGAUGGAGCCGGAGCUUAGCAAUUUGUCUCGGCUUGCUUGUUGUUUUCAUAUGUCACUGGAAUGCCUGAAGACUAGUAUGUUGAGUGUUCAAUGUGUCAUGACAUAUCUUAUCUGUGAUGAGAGGUGGUAGUAUCACAUAGCUUGUUGCCUAAUACAGUUACUGGUUUAAAGGGAAGGAAAAGUAUUGUGUAUAGGCAUUGUAGCUGGGUUCAAACUUGUGACUCUCAAGGAUCUCUCCCUCCUGGACUUGUGCAUGUGUCAUUGCUUUGACUGUGAUAAUGAAAACACUUCAUCUGGGUUGUUCAAUCAGCUAGCAGUAUGUGCUUAUGUUGGUAAUUCCCAGUGAACACUGGAAAAAACCAGACUUCUACCUAGGGCUACAUAAGGGGCCCAGAGGCCUAAGACCAAGCAUUGCAAAGUGCAGCUAAACUCACAUUGGGAUCUCUCUGAGUUUCUGAUAAGCUGGUGUUCAGAAGAAUGGAACUCUGAAGAGUGAUGCAUAUUGAGAAAUGUAUUCCGGAAUGAUGGAACUUGUUACAACGCAUGAAUAUAUAGAGGAACCAGAUAAGACAAAAAAAUUGUGAUUUUAUCCAACCCAACUCUGUGCAUAUUUUCUGGGAAGCGAGGCUUCACUGAUGUCGGUGGGUCUUAUGCUAAAGUAAAUGUGCAUAGGAUUACAGCCUUAAUUUCACCAUAUUUCCAUGAACUAGCAAAGGAAAGCCCAUAGGUAGUGAGAAGUGUUCAGGAAUUGGCCAAAGGGCAAGCAUUGCGUUUGAGUGAAGUAUAUAAAGCUUGCUGUCUUGUUCUCUUUUCAGAAUGUAUGCGUUAGCCGCUCUCGAGAAGAAGCUUUGAGGACUGUACCUAAUCAUUUGUAGCACCUUUGACCUCCCCUUGCCAGCACCGUCCCAAACUGCUGAAGCAGUGCUAAGGAAACCACUCAGGGACCUGAGAAUGAAGGCAGCCUUCAAGGAAGCCAAGCAACACAGAAAUGCAUGCACUCCUCCUCUUCUCGAAGACGGUGUUUCAACUGCCUGGGUCUGGCACAAGGCAAAGUUGGCAUUAAAGGUUGAAAUGGACCAAGUAUUUGUGGAACAGAGAAUGAAAUUGCUUUUAAAUUAAUAUAUGUUGUCUUUAUCCUGUUGUUCUUCGACUGUGGAUGUUAAAAGUAUGAAAUGCUGGUGUCUCUCUUAAUGCUGUAUCUUAGCUUUCUUCUGCAAUGCUUUCCUAAGCCUUUCUUGCUGUGAUUUCCUGUUUUAUUCCUAUAUUAUAUAUAAAAUCUUUACCAAUGUUUCUUCGAGGAUUCUUCCAACUAUUUAUUUUAGUAUACAACAAAAGGUACCACCAGUCUCUUUGUGAGAUAUAUUAAUCCACUUAAUAUAUCAAUUUUAGCAACAAGCAGUGUUGUCCACUCCAAGUCAUUGCUUUGCAGUGAAACAUUUUAUUUUCUUUCUUUUUUUUUGGUAGCUGCACUAAUUUCUAGGUAAUUUUACUAAAGGCUCCACUUGAUGCUUCACAUCAUUUAAUGGAAAGCCAGAAUAGGUAAUAUUUUCCCAGAUGCAUUCCAUCUAUCUUGUUGAAAUGUUCCAGAACUCCUGGGUUAUUAUUUGAAUACUGUGUGAAUAGUUUCCUUUCCACAUCAUGCAUACGGCAAACCUAUUUUGUCUGCUUAUUAAAAACUGCAUAUUUUACUUAACUGUUUUACCUGGUCCUCCCCCCCUUUUUACACCCCCUCAAACUCCAAACCCCAAGCAGAGAAGCCUAUGAAAAGGGAGGAUUUUUAAUUGACACUAAUGUAAACAUUGCUCCAAGUGGAGCAGAUAAUAAUAACAACAAUAAAACAAUUAGCAUGGUGCAUGGUGGUUACCAGAGGUGAAUGGCAAUAACAGUGCAGGGACGGUAUAAGACAAAUUACUAGAGAGACCAAAUUAUUAUGAAGCGCUCCGGAGUUAUUGGCAUUAAUGCAAGCUUGCUCUUACCUAUCUUCUUGAACCAAAGUCACAGAUGAAGUAUUACCUGUUUGGGGUUUUUAUUUUUAUUAUGUAUUGGUGAUAUUUAAGUUAAAAUGCAUUGGAUGGGUAAGAUGAAAGCGAUCCUUUAUUGCAUAUCUUCUACUUUAGUGAUGAGAACAGGAUUUGCACAUUCAUAAAUGGAAACAAUCUUCCAUCCCCCCCCCCCCAAAUGAGGACUCAGGAUUCUUUCUUUCCGUAAACCUUAAGCAGCCACAUCUUUGCCUCGGUGCAUUCCUUUAGUGGAGCUCAAGAGCAUAGUGAAGAAUAGGGCCCUCUAGGAUUUUCAAGUACAGUGGUGCCUCGCAAGACGAAAUUAAUCCGUUCCGCAAGAGUCUUCGUCUAGCGGUUUUUUCGUCUUGCGAAGCAAGCCCAUUGACGGAUUAGCGCUAUUAGCGCUAUCAGCUGUUUAGCGGCUAUUAAAGGCUUAAAGGCUUAGGGGAUUAGCUGCUAAAAGGCUAUUAAAGGCUAUUAAAGGCUUAGCAGAUUAGAUAAAGGGGAAAAGCGAAAAAAAUCUCUAGACUCGCAAGGUAUUUUCGUCUUGCGAAGCAAGCCCAUAGGGGAAUUCGUCCUGCGAAGCAACUUCAAAACGGAAAACCCUUUCGUCUAGCGGUUUUUCCGUCUUGCGAGGCAUUCGUCUUGCGGGGCACCACUGUAUUUAUAUGCAAAGAGGGAUACUAUGCUGUAAGUGUAAUUGGAUCAGUCCUGCUUUAGGGUCACAACCCAACAGGGAUAUGCUCCAGAUAUAUCCUGUUGCAAUGAAUGGGAGGCGUGUGAAAGAAAUUCCUGUUAGUGAUAAAACUUCAUGCAUGUUAGGCCAGUUGUGUUUGUUGUACUAAGCCAACAUAUAGUGUAAAUAAUCUGUCCAUGUGAUACAAAUCAGCAAGCAGCAGAUUAGGUGCCUGUUUGUUCUUGAACCGAAGAAAGCUUUGUCCUGUGUGAUUUGAAUGCUUUUUUGCCUUGCUGUCUGUGCUGGUACCUCAUCGAACCUUGCCAUGCUGUUAAUGUUAAGAGUUCUCUGCAAUGGACUAUGUAAGCUUUGCCAAGUGGGGACUCGUUUAUGUGGCUGGGUGCUAUAAUGUAACAUACUGCCGUGUUCUUAAUUUCUUUAAUAAGGUAGCUUAGCAAUAUAAUCAGCGUUCUGGAGAUAAGCCAUAAAGCCAACCUUAUUUCAGAAACAUAAAAAGGACUGUGUUAAACUAUCAAACACUUCAGAAGCGCUUUAGCUGUACUCCAUCCUUUAAGAUAAUAUGCCUUGACAUCAUAAUGUAUUUAUUCAGGUAGAUCACGACUUACUGGAGUAGAUGAAAAGGGAGAGCUCUGCUGUUGGCCCACAGUAUGGUGUCAGCUGGAGAAGGGGAUUUUGGGUAAUGGCUUAAAUCACAGAUGAAUCGUGUCAACAGCCUAGCCCUAACUUCUCUAGAUGUGAGCCACAAGUAAUUAUUAUUAUUAUUGGCUACUUAAUGGGCUUGAGUUCAUCCCUGAAAAGUUGAGGAUUCAUGAGCAGAAAAUUGUGCAGGUAUAACUUUGGAUUUUAAGUGGUAAAUGCGGUUCCUAUAGGAAAAUACUCUCCUCUAAGUUAGCUUAGCCUGCAAGCUAGCCUUCAUUGGCGGGUGUAGCAUUUUCUUCUAACCUUUUCUUAACCAGAAGUAUUUGCUUUCUCUCCCCCCCGCCCCAACCUUCAUAUUUCUCAACGUGCUGUAAAACUGUGGCUAAAUAUUUUAUGUAUAGUAGAUAUUUUUAUAGGCUACAUCUAAAUAUACUGUGAUAACAGUAGUUUCUAUUUACAAGAUUGUAUAACUGAAAAAAUCAUUGUGUGCAAGAAUAAAUUAUAAUUGUAUGUUGAUACUUGAAAAUGAAAAUACUUGGAAGCUCUGGAUUCUAAUUUAACUUAAGAUGUGAUCCUAAUUCCACAAUUUGGAAAUGAGCCCCUUUGAAAUGAGUUUGCUUGCUUCAAAGUGAAUGAGUUUAAAACGAAUAUGUUAGAUGGUUGGUGUGCCACCAGCUUCAUCUGGGUUUCUAGUGAUCAACUAAUCCAGAAGACCUCUUGUAUUUGUUGAUCCACAGGACUGCUUCAUCCUCUACUUUUGAAAGUGUGAAGAGGGUUUCUAAAAAUAUGGAUCUGACAGGUACAUUUAUCAGAGAGUUGCCAUUACUAGCCGUUUCCUUUUAAGUGUACACUUGAAUGAUAGCCGGUGGCUUUGCUUAUGUGAAAUUCCUCUCAGUAGGUACAAGAAAUGGAAAAGGUUAUGAAAACAUUUCCUUUUGUCAUAACAUGUAUCGUAGACCCAAAUGAUUUUGAAUGAGACUAAUUCGGAUGUGACUGUUAACUCACCUAGUUCUAAGGAUAUAUUUGGCCUUCAAUUUAAUCUUACAUGAGAUUUAUCCAGAGCUAAUAAACAUUGUUUUAAAUUGUGAGGGAUGCUAAUUGA